AUGCUGCUGAAGCAGCUGCCGCUGCUGGUGGCCACGGCAAGAGCCCCGCUGCUUCUUCGCCUCGCCUCGGCGCGCUCGCCUGCCCGGCAGCAGCAGCAGCACCUCAGCCCAGACGCGCCGCGGACGGGAGAGGCGAGGCAAGGAGGAGGAGGAGGCGGCGGCGGCGGGCCAGGGCGCUCCGGACCGGCGGAGGGAACCAUGAACAGCGCCAAAGGCGAGCAGGAGCACAGCCCCGCCGAGCCGAACCUGCAGGAGGAAGAGGUACCUGCCGGAGGGGAGGCGGACGGGCCAAAGGCGCUGCCUCCCGGGCUUUCGCUUCGGAGCGCAGGGGCGGCGUGCGUCAUGGGCUUGUCCGGGGAGCCCUGGAAAAAGUUUUGGGGGAAGGGGGGGAGCGCUUCCAAGCAGGGCAGCCGCAGAGCUUUUCGGACACCCCCCAUCCCUGCCACCCACCAGCCCGUCCCUUAAAACGCGUUGACACCGAAGCUGUUCGCUCCGUCCGCUUUGGGGGCAUGGAGAGGUUGCGCAACGCUUGGAAAACGAAAGGCGCGCCGAAGGUUCUCCGAAGCAACUAAGUUUGACCUUAGUUUGAACGGGGAAAGUGGGAUGGUUGGUGGUGGGGAAACAUGGGAGGCGAACACUGUGUUUUCUCCUUUACUCUCUUGUGGUCGUGCGCUUUCUCCCUGUAACCUAGUUGCCCCCCGACUCCCCACAUUAAAAGCAGAGUACUCCUUUUAAAAAAAAAAAAAGCAAGCCAGGCGCUCUGAUUAAUAGAUAACGUAUCGGGCGCAUUCUUUCCCGAUGAGUUAAGAUGCAGAGAACUUGCACUUGGGCAAACCUUAAUUCAGAGCCACCUUGGGGAAAGGUCGUGGUCAAAAAAAGCAAAGCGUGGCAAAACACGCAAAUUAAGUUGGCGAUGCGCUUUGGCAAUAUCGGUAAAUGGUUGAACUCAAUAAUAAAGCAGUGCGAGUGUUUUCCAUCGUUAGAGAUUGUUGUACAGUACUGUAUUGUGUUGCCCAUUUAUGGUUCAACUCUAUAUGCUUACUCAGAAGCAAGCCCAUACUGUUCAGUGGAAAACACUCCUAGGUAGGGUUGUAUAUCUCAUAGGAUUGUAUAUCUCAUAACAUAUGUAAUUUCCUUGAAAUACUUGUGAGCUCUUGUAAGUUUGAGGUACUAAGCCAUGCUUUAUGUCUUAACCACCACAUUCCACUUAUACUCAAUUUAAACCUCCCUGUGUGUGAUUUGAAUAUUACAACCUUAUAAUGGAUAGGUAGCCUGUGAAUUUAUAACGCCUACAGCAUUUCUGUUCACAGUCUUUUUUGCAGGGUGAUAAACAGUCAGAACUCAGUGUAGUAGGACCUUAGGCAUUUUGUUGGAGGAAACUUUGCUUUUCCUCGAAGUAGACUAGUCCAUAAAACCUUAGUGCCGGAAUGAUAUUGUGAGUCUUUAAGGUGCCAUAAGACUCUUCGGUGCUGUUGUUGUUUUGCUACACUGCUCUGAAAUAAAGAAAGAUGGUUACUCUUGAGCAGGGGUCAGCAAACAUUUUCAUCAGGGGUCUACUCUCCUUCAAACCUUGUGGAGGGCCGGACUAUAUAUUUUUUUCGGGGGGGGGGGGAGAAUGAAUUCCUAUGCCCCACAAAUAACCCAGAGAUGCAUUUUAAAUAAAAGGACACAUUCUACUAAUGUAAAAACACGCUGAUUCCUGGACCGUCCGUGGGCCAGAUUUAGAAAGCGAUUGGGCCAGAUCCGGCCCCUGGGCCUUAGUUUGCCUACCCAUGCUCUUGAGGCUAGGAACCUGUUUGAGAAAGAAUUAAGGCAGUAAACUACCCAGAUUAACACUUCAAGCCUAUUAUGAAGUGCUGCUGAUUCACAGAUCCUAGAAGGAUGAAUGGUGGUUGCAUGGAACAAAACACAUUUUCUUAAAAGAAAAACAUUUCCUUGUAUCACGUAUUCAUUCUGCCUAUCUGUGGGAAUUACCGUAUAUUUAUAGGAAAACGAAUAUGUAGGUUUCUUCAUCUAUUACAAUAUAUAGGCUUCUAAGCAUCAGUUCAGUUUGUUAUAACGUGAUAACUUGCCCAUAUAGGCAAGAAUGAAAAUUCUAAUGUUUGCAUUGUUUUUCAGGUUGCCACCAAGUACUAACCAGAUAGUGCUUGUGAUCUGCAACAUAAACCACUAUGAAAUAUGUAUAUGUAUGAACAUUAAUUACUAUACUGAUUAAUUAAUUUUAGGCAUGGUUUGGACAAACUUUGAAAAUUUUGUAUUAGUAGAAGUUUUCUUUUGGAAACUCUUACAAUGUGCUUAAACUCGGCAUAAGCUUGCCUUGUAUUGCAGCCGUGAUGUUUGUUAAUGGGGUUGGUUGUUGAGACUCUUCAUUGCCUAUCCCCUUAGUUGAAGGAAUAAUUUUUAAUGAUUUAAUAAUCUUGUUAGCGGCGAAAUCUGGUGGUGGCUCGGAAAACAUUUAUGGUGCAACCUGUUGUCUUGUGAUGAUGUGCAACGAGGUAUUGUAACAACACAUUCAUACACGGCUUUGAUUCUGUGUGUGUCCUUUUUGCUUCUGGUGUCAGCCUUGGGACGUCCUUGGCUCCUGAAGUCCCAAUGGAGAGCAUUUUCAGCGGGUUUGGGGGGAAAGAAGUUAUUGGUGCUGCACUACCUAAGUAUUUUCCUGGUCCCUGUCAUUUCACCAUUGUCAGCAAAUAAGUAAUGAAUGGGAAGCUAAGGAUGGAAGGAACAUGGGAGUCCACAGUCACUUGUGUUGCAUUCACCUACAACCUGUUUUUCAUUUGUUUGGUGGUAUUAGUUUUCUAAGGACCUUUUAAUAGUAUUGGGCUUGGGCAGAGGAUUACAUUAACUUCUGACCCUAUUCCAACCUUACAGUUUAUCGUUCCAAAUAUAAACGUGACUUAAAUCUUGGCAACCUCACAUCUCUUAGAGAUCUGUGCUCCCAUUUGGAGGUAGUGCUGACAUCAGUGCCUCUUUACAGCAGAAGCCUCAAACAAAGAACAAGUUCCUAUCUCAAAGAGCUUUCAGCCUAAAGUUUGAUGGCAACUGUGCAGCAGGUUCGCAGUGCUUCUGAAACAGAGAACUGUUCAGUAUACUGUAUCAGUUGUGGAUUUUAUACUUCUGUGUUUUAAAUUCACUUGUACUUAACUUUGUAUGUAGAGAAAUAGCAUUCUGAUUUCAGACUGUGGUAAAUGGGCAAUGUGGGAAAAGGAAGUCGGUGAAAGCGAAAAUUGGACAUAGCGCUGAUGAAGGACCAUAUUUCCAUUAAUUAUCUCAUCCUUCACUUGUACACACCAGCUUGUUUCAUUCAUAUGUUUGCAUUCUUCCAUUAUCCCACUGUUUCUGCGCAAUAAGGUGCACACAUUUUAUUGAUAUAUAUUUUAUGCAGAGUUUAAUUAGUUUAUUUCCUUGGGCUAGGGAAAUGUAAACGUCUGUGAGGUGGAUUGUUGCUUCCACUGAAUACAGGGAAUGGGAGGACCAAAGUCCAUGUUACAUGGGAGGUCUGUGAUUGGAUAUCCCAAUAUAUUUUUCUUUACAGUGGUACCUCGGGUUACAUACAUUUCAGGUUACAUACGCUUCAGGUUACAGACUCCGCUAACCCAGAAAUAGUACCUCAGGUUAAGAACUUUGCUUCAGGAUGAGAACAGAAAUCGUGCUCUGGCGGCACGGCAGCAGCAGGAGGCCCCGUUAGCUAAAGUGGUGCUUCAGGUUAAGAACAGACCUCUGGAACAAAUUAAGUACUUAACCCGAGGUACCACUGUACUUCGAAACUUCCAGGGUGCGUGUGUUCCUAGUGUGAUCCGGGAAAUGGUACAUGUAGUAUUUAACCCUUCCCUGGUACCAUUUUGUCAAUGUAAACCCCAUCGCUCAAACUAUUAGCCAAAUUGUGGGGGAAGACCUGUUGUCACUGCCCCCCCAUAGGGUAAUAGCAUCUCUGUGUGGUUAAAUUGAAGGGUUAAACACACCUUCCCUAGUGGUUCCCAACCUUUUUGGGGGGCUAUGCCCCACCUAAGCAUCUCUAAAAUCCUGAUCCCCCCCCCCGGUGACAUGUAAUUCUUAUUACUCAAAAAGUGAACUCCUAUUCACAUGGAGGAAGCCUAAAAGGCCAUUAAUUUGGUCUACACAAGCUUCCAAAUCCCCCCCCCCCAAUAUCAAAUUGCACCCCUGUGGGGCAUGUGCCCCACUUCGGGAACCAUGGCUCUGGAGCUAUUGCCCUGAUCAAAUGAAGAACCCUCCUUAAUAAGGAGCGGCUGCUUUGAAGUAAACGAAAAGUAUAGCAAAUCUUCCUCAUCUCUUCUACUUUGGCUCUGAGGUGCAUUUUUUUUUUUAAACAAGGACAGCUCAGUAAGUUCAUGGCUAAGAUGUGAGUCCAGGUUUCCAACUCCAGAUCCUACCUCUCUUUGCUGAGUCAAAUGUCCCUCAUAACCUCCAGCAUCACUUAACAAACUGAGGAACCUUCAGGCCUGUGGUUGGUGUUAUGCACUGAAGUUCUCACCCUGGGCCAGCAGGGGGAUACUGUAGAUAGUUUUCACUCAGGUCUGCAUAUGCAAAUAAGGAAUUGAAAGUGACGUUCAGUGAUUGGAUAGUUACAGAAAGUUGUUACUGUUGCCAUGUAGUUGAGCUCUAUAUAAGCAGGUUGGCUGAACCACUUCAGCCCUGUUCUGGCCUGUGAAUAAACAAGAGCUGUCUGAAGAAUCGCUGUGUCGUCUGAUAUGUUCACCCGCAACUUAACAGUUGGCAACUGUCUUGUUCAUGUCUUGCAGUUAGGCUGAUAAACUGUUUGUAGAGUUGCCAGAACAGACGUGCAGUCAGAACAGUGCAUGUUGAGGAGAGAAUAGGGGAUUGGCGCCAUAAGAACCUUUCAUCAAAACUUACGAUUUAAAAUAGAGCAGAAGGCCGAGACCUGUAGUUAUUCUAGCAGCUGAAAAAGAGACUAGUCAUUUCUAAUCACUGUUCUAAGAAAGGGAGAAAUUGCCUGAAAUGAUGUUUUCUAACCACUGUGUAAGGGACGCGGGUGGCGCUGUGGGUUAAACCACAGAGCCUAGGACUUGCCAGUCAGAAGGUCGGCGGUUCGAAUCCCCGCGACGGGGUGAGCUCCCGUUGCUUGGUCCCUGCUCCUGCCAAACUAGCAGUUUGAAAGCACGUCAAAGUGCAAGUAGAUAAAUAGGUACCGCUCCGGCGGGAAGGUAAACGGCCUUUCCGUGCACUGCUCUGGCUCGCCAGAAGCGGCUUAGUCAUUCUGGCCACAUGACCCGGAAGCUAUACGUCGCCUCCCUUGGCCAAUAAAGCGAGAUGAGCGCCGCAACCCCAGAGUCGGCCACGACUGGACCUAAUGGUCAGGGGUCCCUUUACCUUUACCCUUUUAACCACUGUGUAGUAUAUAGUUGGUGCCUGAAACAUCACUGUUAAGGACUGUUUCUCACGUCAGUGCAAACGGAACUCCCUUCUGAUGGAAGGACCAGGUCUUGUUGUGAUGAUAGCUAGGUAUGCUGAGUCAAUACAAUAGUAACUUACCACCUAAUAUGGUCUUUUUGUUUAUUAAAAACGAGUUACCCUCUGAAUUACUGGUAUAAGUUUUUACUGCUCUGCGGUUGUCUGCCAGAUGGUAAGGCUCUCUGCAUGUUGAGUUGGUUGUUGCUGAAUGUAGAGCAAAAAUGACAGUGGUGUUCCCCAGAGCUGGGUGGCAAACAUUCAAGUAUAUUCUUCAGGUAUUGCUAAUCUUCCGUAUCUUUUCUUGGUGGCAUAUCAGUUUUUGUUAUUUCCAAGUUCUGUUGCUGUUUGAAGUGACUUUACCUUUCUGAGUUGCUAUUUAAAAGAUUUUUGUGUGUCAGUGCCUGUGCUUAAGCCCCCCCCUCCCCCCCAGAUAUCAGUCUCGGUGUGUCUGAAGUUGUAAUUUUAGCAAGUGUAGAUAUGAGUGUCAUAGGACAGAUCUUUACUAUACAUUGUAAGCGCAUCCAGCACACAUUUUGUAACUUGUUAAGAGUGCUUAGAAUUGUAGAUCUGUGGGGGGGGGGGGGAGACUACAGUUCCCAGGAUUCUUGGGGGGGGGGAGUCAUGUGCCUUAAAUGCGCAUUUGAUGUGCUUUAAAAAUAUUGUGUGUUCAUAUUUCAUCUUACUAUUAAUAUUGUUUAAUAAACAGUGGUAGUUUUCAGUAUUUGAUUUGGCUUUGAAAAACUCUGCUAUGGAGCUAGUUUACACAUAGGCGUGAGCAAUCUAAUUGAAUCCAAAUUGUGAAUGCAGUGGUACCUUGGUACUCAAACAGCUUGGGUCCUGAACAAAUCGAAGUGAGUGUUCCAGUUUGCGAACGUUUUUUGGAAGCUGAAUGUCCGACUUGGCUUCCACGGCUUACGAUUGAGUUCAGGAAGCUCCUGCAGCCAAUCGGAAGCUGUGUUUUGGUUUCCGAAUGGUUUCGGGAGUCGAAUGGACUCCCAGAAUGGAUUAUCGUAAAUUCGAGAACCAAGGUACCACUGUAAUGUAUGAUUACACAGUGCGGUAAGGAACCUAGCUAUGGCGACCCAUAUGCAUAUCUUCUUGGCUGGAUCAGAAAGCUUUGGCAUGCAGUGGAUGCACAUUUCAGACAGCUAUUCUAGGUCAAUGUAGGAUUUGCAUUCAGGACCUUCACAUUCUCUGUAGGUCUUGUUGACUUUUUUUUUUUCAAAGUAGGCAAUCCACUUUUUACAAAAAGUCAACAAGACCUAUAGAGUUCCAGAUGUGGAUUUCAUAGCAAGCUAAAAUGGUGAUGAUAAUGCAAUCAUCCUAUCUCUGCUGUGUUAAUUAACACCUGUGCAUGGGACGUGAAACCGUUCUCUUGAAUCAAGCUUAAACAAAAAGAAUCAAACCUCUUGAUAAGUUCUGGAUGAUUUGUGUUUAUCACCAAUUAAUGCUGUUGUGAAAGGUCACGGUAUUUACCUUCUGUAUUUACAGUAUAUUACAUAGAAUUAUUGCAAGCUGUACUAUUCACAUUUCAUAGCCAUUUUACCUCCCUGUUUUUCUGUUUAUACCUCUGUAAUAUAUGCAUGUAUGUAUACACUCUCUUCCCUGGGCCAUAGGAGGAUUCUCUUUCAUGCAUCGGAUGAAAUGAACUCUGUUCAUGAAAGCUUGUUCUCAGACUCUUCCUCCCCUUUUAAAUGCCUUUUUCUUCUUUUCAGCUCAUUGCUCAACAACAGUAUCUUCGUGAACAUACAUUUUCAUAUUUAUUUAACUGCUGUAGUUAUUAAAAAAUAUUUACAGUCUUCCAUUCAUCUAUUCACAUACCAGAUGGGAUACAAAACAUAAAAAACACACAACAAUAAAAACCCACCAUUCAAAAUACACAAAAGCAGUUAAAAGCAACAGAUCAAGCUGAACAGCCAUUAAAAUACCUGGGCAAAUAAUUGAGUUUAAACCUGGUGCUAGAAUGAUGUCAGCACUAAUUGCACCUGUGAGUGAAGGGCAUUCCACAUUCCCGGUGCCACCACCAAAAAGGCUGUAUUCCUCACCAUGGGCUCACCCGCAGCAGUCAAAUGCUGAGAAAAGCCUUUUAAGACAUCAUAGUUACAGUCAGCUUAGCAUAAGGGAAAGGUGGUCCUUUGGGUAUUUUCAUCCCAAGCCUUUUCAGGCUUUAGAUGCAGGUGCCAGCACUUUGAAUUGGAUUUGGAAGAGAAUAGAAUCAGUGGGAUAAGAUUCCACCCAGCUACACCAUUUGAACAGUUCCAGGUAGUCUUCAGUGGCAGCCCCAUGUACAGUGCAUUGCAGCAAUUCCCUUGGGAGGUUACUAGAAUGUGGGUCACUGUGAACAAACUGUUCACUGUCAAGGAGCAACUGCAGCUGGCAAAGCAGCCAACUCUGGGGAAAAGCACUCUGUGCCACUGAGGCCACCUGUGUUAAUGGUGACAAUGCUGGAUCCAGGAGUACCUGCACACGGUGUACCUUUUCCUUUAAGGUGAGUACAACCCUAUCUGGAAAAAGCUGCCUGCCUGAUUCCACAGACAUGAGAACCACUUAUUCCUUCUCAUGAUUCAUCGUCAGUUUAUUGGCUUUCAUCCAGCCCAUCACCAAAUACAAGCCCUAGUUCAGAAACCGCAUAGCUUCACUUGACUAAGCUGACAGAUGAAAAUAGAGUUAGGUUCCAUCUGCAUCAUUAGUGGUCUUGUUCAAGGCUCCAGAAGCCUUGCUUCUGGCAAGGGACACCUUUCCCCUCUUUCCUACUCUCCUGAAAUCUUCCACAACUGCGCUGCUUGGUGCUAAACAGCUCAGGAUUGGUGCUGGCUCACAGCCCCUGAAUCCAAAUGCUUUAUUUUUGAACAGUAGGGCAGGACUUCCCAAACUGUGGUCUUAAGGAUCAUAGCGUCACACAGGUGGCUUGCAGCAUGUCUGUGAAGAACACUUACCAUUUGACUUCUGUGGAUUUCAAACUUCAGUACAAUAAAAUACAUACAGUGUAAGAAAUCAAGGAAGCAAUAAAAAUGCGAUUGAAAGUCACACAGCUUCUAGCACAGCACAUUACAAUCGCUGCAGCAGGCUCAAGAAUCAUUAAGAGGUCUGCUAAGACCAUCAGCAAUUUUCAGUAGCAGGAGAAGUAUAGUAUGGGGAAGAGAGGAGGUUUUUUUUAUCUUGGUGCACACCAUUCCCCUGACUCUUAAUGCUCAACUUCUAGGAUACUGUUAUAGCAGGGGCAGGGGGCCUUUUUGACUCCAUAGGCCAAAUUCUUAUCAGAGUCCUUGUGGGCCAAAUUUGACAGGUGUGUGUGGAGAAGGACGAUCCUUCUUAGUGUUGGGUUUGGUUGUGUGAGAGAACUCUCACGUUCACCUGGAUCAAGCAAAUUCACUUUCUCUUCACAUCAGCUGAGGCCCUGUGUACCUGAAGGAGUGUCUCCACCCACAUUGUUCAGCCCAGACACGGAGGUCCAGUUCCUUCUGGCAGUUUGCUCACUGUGAGAAAUAAAGUUACAGAGAACCAGGAAAAGGGCCUUCUUGGUAGUUGUGCCCGCCCUGCGGAACACAUUCCCCUCAAAUGCCAUCAUUCCCUAUAACAGUGCCUAUCAACUUGGAAACAAAAUGGAACAUCUCCGAAACCAGGUAAUGGUUUCUACUCCAUUGAUAUUUUAAAUAAAAAUCCCCAGUCAUCUCAGAAUCUUACCUGCUCUGGCUUUGGGACAUUGAAAUGAGAUGUUAAAAUUCAUCAGAAUGGCUGCUGGGUUUGAGAGUUAAGAGUCUAAGAAUUUAUAAAAUAAUAAUAUUAAUAAUAAUAAUAGUAUGCAAAGCAGGGGGAUGGGUUGAGUUAUGUUCUGUUGCAGGGGCUGUUACAAAGAUGAAGGGAGCAGGCAACAUUAUAUCAACGUACUGGUCAUCUGUUUAACUGAGGUAUAUGUUUGUGUUUGUUGCCUGUACAAUUUUGAAACUAUUUAUGUAUAUAAAUCAGUUCAUUUCUUCAAUGGUGGUUAUGCGUAAACAUGACCUGCAUGAUUCCUGUAUUCUCGAAGCUGAGAAAUUAUGUAUGGAAAUUCAUCCAUCUGAGUUUGAACACUAAAAGCAACAACAACCUCUUAUAACUACAGCACAGGCCUGUAAAAUUGCUGCAGGCCUCUGGCAAGUUACAAGCCUCUCUGAAUGGGAGAAAGUUUGAUGUCAGACAAGUAUCAGUCCUCCGUACCCUUCAAUUAGCAUGUCAAAAAUUGCCAACAUAGAUCGGGCGUGGGCAAUUUGGGGAAGUGUUUUCUUUUUUUCAAAGCCUAGAAAUAUUGUAUGCUUCUUCUUUUUUUGCAGUGUUGCACCAAUCUGAAAUAUGUUCCAGAUAUGGAUUAUAGGGCACAAGGAUAGUAAAAGGAGGGAAAAUUGCAUUCCUUUUCCACUAGACUUAAUUGUUCAUUUAAACCAUGGUUGUUGGCAUUGUGGAUUUUAGUCUUCCGCCCCCCCUGCAGUAGCACUUCUGGAAGUCAGUAGUGUUAUUAUUUUUUGUAGGACCUUUGGCUGUGAUAAAUAUUGGUUGAGUCCACUUUUUGGUAAGGAAAAUAGCAUGGAGUUAAGACUUUCAGACCCAAAAUGCUUCACUUUAGUGAUGUUUUCAUAAUUCUGUAUGUGUCUGUUGGGAAGCAAGCCCCACUGAGUUCAGUGGACUUUUACUUCCGAGGAAGUCACAAUACAGUGGUGCCCCGCAAGACGAAUGCCUCGCAAGACGGAAAACCCGCUAGACGAAAGGGUUUUCCGUUUUGGAGGUGCUUCGCAAAACGAAUUUCCUAUGUGCUUGCUCCGCAAGACGAAAAUGUAUUGCGAGUUCCUGCGGGGUUUUCCCCCCCCCCCCUUUUUCCCAAGCCGCUAAACCGCUUAUCAGCUGAUGGCUAAGCCGCUUAACAGCUGAUGCUAGGCCGCUUAUCAGCUGAUCGUUAAGCCGCUUAUCAGCUGAUCGUUAAGCCGCUUAUCAGCUGAUCGUUAAGCCGCUUAUCAGCUGAUCUUUAAGCCGGCUAAGCCGCUAAUACUGUAGCGCUAAGCCGCUAAACCUCUAAUGGGCUUGCUUCGCAAGACGAAAAAACCCGCAAGACGAAGAGACUCGCGGAACAGAUUCUUUUCGUCUUGCGAGGCACCACUGUAUGACAAACUACAGAAUGGCUUGUCUGAGCUGUGCAGUGAGCAGGAGAGAGGCAUUUUCAUGAUGGCACCACAGUUAAGAUAGGCGGCUGUGACAUGUGAAUGAGGCCGCUUCAUAUGUACAUUUGAAUUGACUAUGAGGGGUGUCAUUGUACCUCCACGUAAAGUGAAGUGGCUGCCUUGGGUUUCAGGUCUUGGAUACUCUUACAGAAGACAGGGUGGAAAAUUGACGCACCUGUCUUGUGAGAUAUGCUCCUCAAGGCGCAUUGAAAUGAAUGGGAGCAGCUCAAAAUCUAGCAAGAAUGCUAUUAGCUGCAAGAUAUAGCUUGCUGUGUAUGUGCAGUGCUGAAAGCUCCAACUUAAAAAGACCCAACAGACUGCUUUAUUUUUUAUUACAUAAUAGAGCUAUAAUUUUAAAAUAUGGUUCUUAAUGACUUUUUGGUUUUGGCAGAGCUACAGAUCUGAAUGUUCAAAGCUAGGAAGUAAUAGAAGCAUGUCAGUGACUUAAAACUCCGUAAGAAUCUUUCACUUGUGGAACCAAUAAAUCAUAAAGAAACAUGUGCUUUAUUGCAAUGGUAAUGUGACUGGAUUUUUAAUGACAGAUCUAGGGUUGCCAUGCGCCCGGAAUUUCCUGGACAUAGCUGGGAUUUGGCCAUAAGAAACAAUGUCUGAAUUUUCACUUUUUGAAAUAUGGCAACCCUAGACAAAUUGGUGAAUUCUAGGUCUUGAAGAGAUAAUUUCUGUGUAGUUGGGAAACUGUAUGCUUUCAUUUUUGUGGAACUCUAUACCAAGCUAACUCUUGGGAAAAACAUAUUUAUUAUGUUUGUAAUUAUUUUAAUGCCUUAAAAUUACCUUGAUGGGCCAUGCAUUUUACAUUUAAACCUUACGGGGUUCUAUGGAAACACGAUUCCACAUGUGUGCUUUUCUUCUGCAUCCAUGUUCCAAAGAGUUGAUGCUUUUCUUGUCAAACCUGUAGAUGGAAGGAGUUCAUAUAAUGGAAGGCCCAUAUAAUGGAAGGUCUGAUGAGCAUUUACUGUUCCCAACCCAAAUCCUGUGGAAAGCCAUCUAAUUCAGAUUUUAUUUUUAUCCUGACUUGUUUUUAAGAGGUGAUUUAAUUAUUGUUUGAUUUUAUAUCAAUGUUUAUAUUUGAUGUUAGCCGCCCUGAGACCGGUCUCGGCCGGGGAGGGCAGAAUACAAAUAAAAAUUUAAAAUAAAAAAAGUUCAUUAUUCAGUUCAUUAAAAAAAUGAACUGGCUUGGUUGGUAGUAAUCUGGGCUCUAGAUGGCAUUAGAUUACUUCUGUAGUUGGUAUGUAUUGCUGUUGAAUGAUAGGCUAAUGCUGCAGGUUAACAAAAUUCCAGAGAUAAGACGUAAGCUUCCCCUCUGAACCCAAAGAAAUCUGAAAGUUUGCUUUGCACUUGCCAUGUGUAUUGAAGCUUUCAUUUACUUUGGAUGGUUGUAGAGGAAACAGACAUUGGCCAGGAAUUCCAAAUCAGAAACAUUUAAUGGUUUACACAGGGUGACAUUUUCAAGCUGCAGAACAGCAUAUAAUAAUAAUAAUAAUAAUAAUAAUAAUAAGUUAUUUAUACCCCACCCAUCUGGCUGGGUUUCCCCAGCCACUCUGGGCGGCUUCCAACAAAAUAUUAAAAUACAAUAGUCUAUUAAACAUUAAAAGCUUCCCUAAACAGGGCUGCCUGCAGAUGUCUUCACAUAGUGCUUUAGCAAGGACUUGUAUCCUUUUUUGCCACGCAAUAGUAUUCAGAGUUACAAAACAGAGUAAAAGAAAACUUCAUUGUUGAAAUAAUCUAAUCUAAAUCAGUUUCAUUCUACCCAGUCUCUUUGGUAGACAAAAACCAGUUAAAAGAUCCAUAACUGUUAAGUUGUGGGUGAACAUAUCAGACGACACAGUGAUUCUCCAAACAGCUCUUGUUUAUUCACAGGUCAGAACAGAACUGAACUGAAGGGUUCAGCCAGCCUGCUUAUAUAGAGCUCCAGUACAACGUAACUGUAACAACUUUCUGUAACUAUCCAAUCACUGAAUGUCAUUUUCGAUCCCUUAUUUGCAUAUGUGGACCUGAACUAUCUACAGUACCCCCCUGCUGUCCCAAGGUGAGAACUUCAGUACAUAACAAUAACUACUUCAGUGAUAGUGCUGUAUAUGAAAUAGACUCCGACAGGAUGUUCCUAAUGGAAGGUGACCAGUAGGAGAUCUGUCAGACCUCCUCAUCCUUUUUCUGCUCUAAAAUGAGGUUGUUUCGCCAUUGAGCAUUUAACUUUUGGGUUAGUGAUAGAUAUAAAUAUGUUAUGAUGCUGUAUAAAAUGAGUAUAAUCUCUGUAUUGGAGAAAGGAGCUGAGCCUAAAUGAACUGUAGCUUGCCUCUUAAGAGUGUCUAGUGAGAUAUGACUGAGGUGAGAUUUGAACUGGAGGAUUUCUGGCUCACACCCUUUGGCUGCAAUCCCACACUUUCCUGUGAGUAAGUCCCAUACACAUCAGCGGGGCAAUGAACUCAACAGAGUUUACUUCUGAGCAGAUAUGUAUAGGAUUUUAUCCCACGUCGCUCCACCACCAUGAAUAAAAUAUAGGUGGCUGUGAGUUCUCGUAAGUGGAAGUUCAUUCGCUCCGAGUAUUUUAAUUUUUAAAAUAAAAGCAGCUAGGAAAAGUAUUUGUAACAUAAGUUUAUCUCUUGUUUAUAAAGUAAAUUUAUCACUUGAAACAGCUCCAAGUUUCCAAAGGCUUGUCAUACGUUCUAAGAAGGUAUGCUAAUCCACAGCAAAAACAAGAGGGAAAACAUGAAGGGGGAAGUUCAGAAGAUGGGAGAUUAACCCCCCCCCCCCAAUGUCUUGAAGCUGUUUAGAGUGAACAGAAAAACAGAAAGUGAACAGAAAAAAAUUCUAGAAAUUCUGAAAAUAUUCUGGAGAAGCAACUGCAAAACUCAGAGUGCAGCAGGCAAAAACCCUUGCCUCCUUCAUUGCUUUUUGGAUAUUUCCUGUCUUGAUUUGUUCUUAAUAUAGCCCCUGUGCAAUCCUGUGCACACUUGAGCACAGAGGUGCUUAUUUCUGGAUAGACAUGUGUCUUGGUUUCUGGCUGUUGUUAAUGCAGCCAUUCAAGACUUUACUGCUAGACCAGAACUGGAAAAACCCAAGAUUAUCAUCCUGGGAUUUAGCUCCUGACAUGCAAUGCCCUUCCAGCGCCUUUCUUUUGGCUUAAAUGAUCAUAGAUAAUUAGGAUGGCAGGUGGAGAAGGCUAUAAACCCAUACCACAUUGGAAAGUGGCCCCAUUGAACUCCUUGGGGCUGACUGACUGUUAAGUAGACAUGCAUAAAGGUAAAGGGACCCCUGACCAUUAGGUCCAGUCGUGGCCGACUCUGGGGUUGCUGCACUCAUCCCGCUUUAUUGGCCAAGGGAACCGGCGUACAGCUUCCGGGUUAUGUGGCCAGGAUGACUAAGCGCUUCUGGCAAAUCAGAGCAGUGCACGGAAACGCCGUUUACCUUCCCGUCGGAGUGGUCCCUAUUUAUCUACUUGCACUUUGACAUGCUUUCAAACUGCUAGGUUGGCAGGAGCAGGGACCAAGCAACGGGAGCUCACCCUGUCACGGGGAUUUGAACCGCCGACCUUCUGAUCGGCAAGUCCUAGGCUCUGUGGUUUAACCCACAGCGCCACCCUUAGACAUGCAUAGAACUGUGCUAUUAAUCUACCACUUUCUCCCCCACCCCUCGGUUUGUGGGCAAAUCCUGGAAAUAGAAUGGGGGCUAGUUAAAUUUGUAGAGGGGCAUGUGCAUGUAUUGAAAAAGAGACUUAAAUGUAGCCAGAAAUCUGGCCCCUUGUGGUAGCAUUUCAGUUGUGUCAUGAUGACUUCUUAAAAAUCUUCCAAGACUGUGGAGGUUUCCCCCCCUUUUUUCUGGUACCCGUCUGUCUUGAGAGACAAUGGAGUGUUACUGACUGGCUAAACCAGGUGAGGGUAGUCGAUGGGUCUCAGCCCCUCGAUGAGUUAGGGACUUCCCCUGUGUGUGAAGACAGUCUCCAGUGGAUUGAGGGGACAAGACAAAUAGUGGGUCAGAUGGUCAAGAAGACAGUUUCAGCACGUGCUGUAGAGGGAUCCAAUAAUUACUAAACAGACAAUUAAGAAAAAUGUAUUUUAAAGCUCAUACCAAUAAAAUAGUUCCAUAAAACUCAACUUCAGAGCAGCCUAAUCAUAUCAAUACAUGUCAGAAUAUCCAUAUCAUUAAAAAAAAAAGGAUACCUCCUUUGAAUUCUAUAAAUUGAAAUUAAUACAUUGGAAAUGGAAACUGAUUUUUGACCUUCUUUUCCUGUCCCUUUCCCGGUCCUUGAAUAAGCUAAGAAUACAUUUCCCCGCUCACCCACCCCCUUUAAAUUUUUCCAAACCCUACAAAGGCAGGAACUGGGAAUAAUUGUUUUUAAAACUUGGAUGAUUGUUUGGGUACCAGACAUCUGUAGCCUUGGUGACUAUAUGGUAGAGACCCAGAAACGAGGCUUGUGAUGAUGACAUUAUGUUGGAGGGCCUUUUAAGGUCCUUGGCUGAAAGUUUUUGUUUGCUUCAAGUGGGCUUGUGGGAUUCCAGCAACCAUAAACAGAGCCUGAUAAUCUAAACCAAGAAUGGGGGGGGGGAGGUACAAGCCCUCCAAUAAUGGAGUUCGUUUUUAUGUGGACUUGUUCCAAGAGAGACGGAAUGUACCCUACUUGAAAAAAGCAGUGACACACAGAGAGCUAUUUGCCUCUGCUGUUUUGGUAUGUUGUAUGUUGUUUAGCUGUUGUGGUAAAAUUGCAUUUUCCUCAGGGAGAAGGAAGACUGCAGUCUUAAAUUAUUGCAAGCCCAUGUUGCUUGCCAACAUUUCCUUUUAAAAUUUUGGAGACUUUUAUCUUUCACUCGCUUCAACCCCAAGCAUACGUUUUCUGUCCAUGUUCUUGACAUAAUACUUCCUCCUACUUGUGUUUAUAAGUUUGUUUUAGUGGCGUGUCUACAGGACCGCUGUUUGUGCGUCCUAGGUGGUUACUGCCUUUGCAAUGCUUGCUUGGAAAGCUCUGGUGCCAGGUAAGGAAGAAAAGAAAAUGGGAGAGGAGAGGUAAAGGUGAUGUAGGAUGAGUGAAAGAAAACAUAGUUAGGCGUGGUUUCAUUUGAAGAUAAGAACUUGUAUCAUUCACUUUAGAGGAAAUAAACCAGGUACAGUUAAUAUUGAUGAAGUGACAAGCCAAGUACCGUAUUUUUCGCUCCAUGACACACUUUUUUCCUUCUAAAAAGUAAGGGGAAAUAUGAGUGCGUCUUACGGAGCGAAUGGCACUGCGCAGAGAGGGAGAACUGUGCAGCGCCCCUUCAGCGACGCACCUGUCCUGCGAAGCCGGAGGAGGAACAGAGGGGACUCCUUCUGUUCCUCCUCCCGCUUCGCAGCGAUGUGCCUAUCCUGUGAAGGAGAGGCGCUGCACAGAGAGGGAGAACUGCGCAGCGCCCCUUCAGCGAUGCGCCUGUCCUGGCUUCUGCCUUAGCCAUGCGCAGCCUCUUCCGGGCAGGGCGAGCCUUCAUCCCGCUGCCUUGAAGAGGCUUGGCGCAGUUAUCCCAGAAGCCAGAACAGCCACACGGUAUCCCAGAAGCCAGAUCCCUCUUGCUGUUCUGGCUUCUGGGAUUCAAAAUAAUUUUUUCUUGUUUUCCUCCUCCCAAAACUAGAUGCACCUUAUGGUCUGGUGCGUCUUAUGGAGCAAAAAAUACGGUAAAUUCCGUUUCUAAAGUUCUGUGUUCUGCAAACGCUGCUCCAAUGUGACAUGGUGACUAUUUUUAGGCUCUAGUCAUGGACGUCUCCAGAGAUCCACAAAUACUUUCACUAGAGUGCUUGCGUUUAAUUCUGGCGUCCAGAACCCAAAGACUCUAGUGUACUGUGGCACAGAAGCAGGAACACAUUAAGAGAGCCCCUCUUUCAAAAUGGCGCCAGGCUUCUUUCUUCUGCCGGAACACGCUGUCACUGCCAUAGGUUGGAGGGGAGUGGUAGCUGCCCCCGCACAUAUUAUCUGCCCCUUCUCCCAUAUAAAACUGCCUUGCUGGGCAGUAGAUACAAAAAAAGGAGCAUGUUUCCUUCUAUGGAUCAGGAAGCAAGAGCCCAAAUUAGUGGCACCUUGCAGUCACCCUUUUAACCUACUAAUAAAAAAUUAAGAAAACUGUGUUGAGCAUGUGUGUGAGGAAGAGUUCUGUUUAUGGGUGGGCCCCGAGUUAUUUUUUUAAUAAAAAGCACUCGGUGAAUUGCAAUCUCUCACACAAUGUGUCUGAAUAUUUUAAGUUUAGUAGUUUUGUUAGGGAAUGUUGAGUAAGCGAGGCCUCUUAACCAUAUCUUCCUCCUUGUGUUGCAAGUCUUCUAAAAGUGAUGAACUCGCAAAUCCUUGACAAGAAUGUGUACAGCAAAUUGAAAACAGGUAUUCUCUUGGGUUUCUGAAAACUGCAGAGUAGCUAGGGAGAAGGGAGUUUUCGUUGGGUCAAUCAGGUGUCAAAUGUUUGCCAAGGACACUAGUGUAGUUGCUUAUUUUUGACUUGGAAUGUGCUGAGGAAAGCUCUGAUAGCAAGGAGACUGGGUGCUUGCAGCCGCAGAACCUUCCUGAAGCCUGAGGUGUAAAUCUGACCAUGUUCCAAUGCAACUAUGAUUAAUGCUUGCACAUUCAUCGUGUGGUGAUAGCAAUAUCAGGUGAUAAGUUUCAUGUGUAAAUCAGCUAUUGCAGAACUUUUGUAUUGCCUCAGACCAGAAUGCUCUUCUGUGGAGUCAGUUCACACAUAGGACUAAUCAGUGAGGGAACUUGCAUGUUUUAUUUUGGAUUGUUUUAUUUGAUGUUUGAAUGUGUUGCAAACCACUCUGAGGCUUUUUCUUUAAUAAAUAAUAAUAAAAAUAAAAAUGGUGCCUAGACAUUCCGUUGUGGAGACUGUAAGCUAGGCUUAAGGUACCAUUAGGUUAUUACCUUAUAUACAGUGGUACCUCGGGUUAAGAACUUAAUUCGUUCCGAAGGUCCGUUCUUAACCUGAAACUGUUCUUAACCUGAAGACCACUUUAGCUAAUGGAGCCUCCUGCUGCCGCCGCACCGCUGCUGCACAAUUUAUGUUCUCAUCCUGAAGCAAAGUUCUUAACCUGAGGUAAUAUUUCUGGGUUAGCAGAGUCUGUAACCUGAAGCGUAUGUAACCUGAAGCGUAUGUAACCUGAGGUACCACUGUAUCUGAGUUUCUAACACCGGCCAAAGGGACCUCAGCUUCUGGGAACUGGCUCCAAUGAUUCACGUUGAUCUAGCACCCUUGAGAAAACGGUAUUUCCCAGCAGUUCUUUGUAGCCUAGUGAUCUGGUGACCAGAAGCAGAGGAAGGAGAAGAGAGAGAAAGCGAUUGACCCUUCCUUCCUCCUUUAUGCCCAUGCUAGUGGAACACCAACCAGGUCAGUGGAGGGGGUUGAGGGGUGGGUGUGAGGUAAGGUUUUAUGGGCUGCCUGGGUGAGAGGGGGCUUGGUAGAUAACUGUUCUGUUGCUUGGAUUAAAAUCUGAACCAGGAAAGUACAGUGGUACCUCUGGUUGCGAACGGGAUACGUUCCAGAGCCCCAUUCGCAACCUGAGCAGAACGCAACCCACGUCUGCGUGGGUCACGAUUCACCACUUCUGCGCAUGCACGCGACGUCAUUUUGAGCGUCUGCGAAUGCGCAAGCAGCAAAACCCGGAAUUAACCUGUUCCAUUACUUCCGGGUCACCGCAGGACACAACCUGAAAAGAUUUAACCUGAAGCAAACAUAACAAGAGGUAUAACUGUAUUUCCAGGGCUGUAAUGCCUAGCCUUGUAUUUGAGGUGAGCAUUACGAGCCUCAGGAGACUCAUAUUUCUGAGCUUGUGGUUUGCAAAUAAAUGACAGAUUAUUAGCAGAAGCUUCAGUGUGUGUUUAGCCAAAAUUAUUACAAUUAUCUACCUGACAUAAGCUGCUGCCCAUAGUAGGACUGGGCAAAUAUUUCAAGGAAAACGGAAUAGCCAAGAACUGUUUUCUACUCCCCACAUCAGAGGGUUUCUUGCUAACCUUGAGUCGUAUGCAUCUGUGACCCAGUUAGUGCUGCCCCAUUUUGCUUACAAAUGUUCUUGUCUCUAGGGCCAUCUGCCUCUGACCCUACGUAGAGUUCCUUUCCAACAUGAAAAUGUUGCUUCCUUUUCUGUUGAGUGACUGGAAUCUGGAGUCCUGUGUUUUUUCUGUCUCCUUCCUGCCGUGACCCCAUAGAUGCUGCCCUUCUUGUGAGAUGGCAAGGGGAGAUUUGGGCUCAGGCUGCAUUAAAAAAAGAAAAGAGCAAAAAAACCUGACUGUAUGUAAACAAAAUGGGUGGGAUUCAACAGAAGAAUUUCCCCUUGUGUGAUGGAACCUGUUCUCCACCUGCUCCUUUCCCUGCCCCCCCCAAAAAUUGGAUUGGGGAUCAGGAGAACCCCUUCUGGCGAGCUGAAAUGUUUGUGCUGACAUAACACGAGGUUGAAUUCUUCCCAGUGUUUUCAAAACAAGAUGCCAACUCAUUUCAAACUAGAAUUCUUUUUUUUUAAAAAUGGAAAGUUCUUUGUUUAGUUUAAAAUAAGCUUUGAAUUUUGCUGUUCAAGAAGCUAUCCAUAUAUAUCUUGCACUUUCAACAACCCUUUUACACGAAGGGUGCUCUUUUUAAGAGUUUGAAGCACCUUGUUUUGAAAAAAAAAUGCAUAUGCACCGUUUUUUUCUUCACUGUUUUCGCAUUUGGCGUAAUGCCCUCCUGUGACGAGACAUUGGUUUAUCUGCCUGACAUGUGGGAGAGCAAAAUAAAGUUAGCACUGAGGCCAAAUAUACCCUGCAGAGUAUAUCUUUGUGACUGAUUAUGGAGUAGGACGGUGUAUGUUUUUUGUGAUUGUAAAUUGUUUCUGUUUUUAACAUUGUGUUUUAAGUGUUGCGACCUGCCCUGGGAUCUUAGGGUGAAGGAUGGCAAAUUAUUAUUAUUAUUAUUAUUAUUAUUAUUAUUAUUAAUGUAUUUGCAUUAUCAGUGCACAUAUGCGCAUCCUACAUAUGGAGUCACACAUGUGUCCCACUUUCCAAACACAAUGUGAUCCCAGGAAACUGUUCAUUAGGCAAACGUUUGCAUAACGAGUUGAUGAUCUCCAUUAUUUCCUAUGGAAACAUUGCUAUUCCGUGAUCUCUUAACCUCCCUCCAUGGUUUCUUCCUAAAAUGGCUGCAGCAUCUCUUUGGAAAAAGCAGAAGCAUAGGUAUAGACUUGUGAAGCUUUGGUCCAUGUUCUCUCUGCUGCUGAAUCCCUGCAAAGGUCUGCACCAGUGUGGGAAAGGAGAAACUGGCUUCCAGGCUAGAGGCUGUGGUUUUUGUGUUUACAGUGGUACCUCGGGUUAAGUACUUAAUUCGUUCCAGAGGUCCGUACUUAACCUGAAACUGUUCUUAACCUGAAGCACCACUUUAGCUAAUGGGGCCUCCAGCUGCCACCGCGCCGCCUGAGCACGAUUUCUGUUCUCAUCCUGAAGCAAAGUUCUUAACCUGAAGCACUAUUUCUAGGUUAGCAGAGUCUGUAACCUGAAGUGUAUGUAACCUGAAGCGUAUGUAACCCGAGGUACCACUGUACUUCUGGUUUACUAGAAUCUGAAUUGGAGAAAAAGUUAUCCUUAAAACGCUUAUUUAUCUCUUUAUUAUCUUCUAAAAUGCUUAUUGGUUCACGAUCACUGUGCUGUAUUACCUCUUUUUAAUAUAUAGAACAACACUUCUUGGCCACCGUUCAUCUGUUCACGGCUAGCAAGAGCUCCUUGCACGUCUCUGAUUCCCAUUGUUGUGUAUCUUGAGGGCUUCAGAAAAUACAGACAGGCUCGCUUCAGCCUGUGGCUUCGCCAGAAUAAGCAUUGAGACCUUUAUUAAACGAGGAGUUAUAUAGUUCGUUCGUAUUCCCUUUUGUGCAAUACUCCUGAUCUCAGGAACUAAAAAUAGAACUUUUUUUUCAAUAUAGAAGCCAAAUAAGAAGAUCCUUGGGGGAAGAAAAGAGUAGAAUGCCCUCUCCCAUCUCAUGCCCCAGCUCACCAUUGACUUGACGAAAAGAGCAAUAAUGUUUUAUGGUUUGAAAGUUGGCUGACCUGAGAUUCAACUUUUAAGAAAACAAGAAUAAUUGCUAAGGAGAUGACAGUUCUCUUUGAGGCUUGUUUUCAGCUCACUUCUCAGAGCACUUAUGUUCGGUACCUGUGAUCUCACGGUCAAACAUGCUCAUCUCUCUCUCUCUCCCCAUUAUUAAUUGUUAUUAUUUAAAUUUGGUUAUUGAGUUUCAUAAUAAAGUAUACACUUGUAGGGCUUUUCGUCUUGACACUUGGAAAUUUUAAUCGAAAACCAUGACAGUGUUUUGCAGUUUGGAAAUAGGGUACAGAUGUUCUAGAGCUGAGCUGCGUGGUCAGCAGAAUCGUGUGGUUCAUCGCUUCAGACUGCAGGCAGCACACAGUUUCUAUGUCUGAACGACUUCUGCCUCUAAACACAUCUUCCUGCUCAUGGAGAACUAGCAGGUCAGGCAGAAGGCUAUGCUUAAGAGCUCUCCUGUUAUAUUCACUCUAUAUUUAUCCAUCACCCCUCACCCAGAGGCUUCUCAGAGCAGCAAUAGAUAUUUCAAAAUCUACUGGGCGGAGCUAUUGCUACAAGGUCUCUGAGCCCCUUUCAUCACUGGACCCUUCCGCUGGGCUUCCAUUAAGGUAAAGGUAAAGGGACCCCUGACCAUUAGGUCCAGUUGUGACCGACUCUGGGGUUGCGGUGCUCAUCUUGCUUUAUUGGCCAAGGGAGCCAGCGUACAGGUUCCAAGUCAUGUGGCCAGCAUGGCUAAGCCACUUCUGGCAAACCAGAGCAGCGCAUGGAAAUGCCGUUUACCUUCCUGCCGGAGCGGUACCCAUUUAUCUACUUGCACUUUGACGUGCUUUCGAACUGCUAGGUGGGCAGGAGCAGGGACUGAGCAACGGGAGCUCACCCUGUCGCGGGGAUUCGAACCGCCGACCUUCUGAUCAGCAAGUCCUAGGCUCUGUGGUUUAACCCACAGCACCACCCGCGUCCCUAUCAUCUAGUCCUAGCUUACACCAAUUUCUUCUUACAGACUUGCCACUAGGACUCUGACUCAAAUACCUGUGUUUCUUGUUGCCUUCUUAUGUGCUCAGAGUGUGAAGGCUCCAUCUGCAUCCUUUUUCACCUCUGACCUUUCUUUGGACACUGUUUUCGCAGGCUGUAGCCUCUUACCUCUGUUCCCUUGAACUCCUCACUCUGAGCAUGGGGUGGAAUGCAUAUUGAUGAUUCCCCUCCUGCUUCUCUUUCCUCUUUCUGAUUCCUCCUUAAGCCCUUGCCUCAGCGGUUCUGUUUUAUCUCUGCACCCUGUGAGGAGAGGCGUGACUUCCACCCUGACCUGAUUUAUUGCUCGCAUGGCUUCCUGCGAAGACUUAACACAUUCACAGCAGCAGCAGAGCUGCUUCCUCCUAACACCUUCCUGCUAACAGUCUAGGGGCCAAACUGCAUAUGACAUUAAAUGGGUCAGUUGUGUGACUCUAUUUUAAAAACUAUAAAUAGCAGCCACUGGAGGGCCUAACCAAGACCAUGUGUGUAGGGGAGAAACCUGUCAGGAAGUUCCCAAUCAUCCCAGUGGCACUUUUCCUUUCAGGGCUAAUAGCAACUUGGGUGUGUAUUUGAUAUUCCCCCCUCCCCUGGCACUAUGGCCUGGGAAUAAAGACUUAAUCCCACUCUCAUCACAAACUCGGUUCCGAUCAGGCUCUCCAUAGUCUGCUCAUGGUUUUUAAAAGAUUUGUCAGGCAAUUGCAACUGAUGUAGUUUAGCUGCAGGUCUCUCUGUGCAGAGUUCUUAUAAUAUGAAGGAGAGCAUUUGAGCAUGUCUAAAGGGGUGCAGUGGGACGUGGGUGGCGCUGUGGGUUAAACCACAGAGCCUAGGACUUGCCGAUCAGAAGGUUGGCAGUUCGAAUCCCCGCGACGGGGUGAGCUCCCGUUGCUCGGUUCCUGCUCCUGCCAACCUAGCAGUUCAAAAGCACGUCAAAGUGCAAGUAGAUAAAUAGGUACCACUCUGGCGGGAAGGUAAACGGCGUUUCCGUGCACUGCUCUGGCUUGCCAGAAGCGGCUUAGUCAUGCUGGCCACAUGACCUGGAAGCUGUACGCUGGCUCCCUCGGCCAGUAAAGCGAGAUGAGUGCCGCAGCCCCAGAGUUGGUCACGACUGGACCUAAUGGUCGGGGGUCCCUUUCCCUUUACCUAAAGGGGUGCGGGGGAAGAGCUGCAAGAAAAGAGAACACAGUUGUAAAAAGAGGACAUGUUAUAGUAGUCCAGUAUGGAUUUUUCCAGAGCAUAAAUAAUGCUGGGGAGGUCAGGAGUAGCCGGGUCCUCCAGGUGUUCCUGGAUCUGCAACAGCAUGAUCAAUGGCCAAAGGUGGUGGAUAUUGUAGUCCAGCACUCAUCUGGAGGGCACCUCACUUGGUGGAAGGAUGUUUGUGCCACUGAUGCCCGUUUGGUAUCCAAGUUGCGAAUCUGAUUCUUUUAGGGGAAGCGUAAGCCCUUUCAGAACAGGUUGAACACCACCAUUCCAGUCCACUAAAUCAUCUACCAGCACUUUACCUGCCUUGUCUGGAUUUGCUUUUGCAUUCCAUUCCUUAUUGGGUCCAUUUCUGAUUCAGAUACCGGUUCGCCGCAUUCACAGCCUCACUUGGCUCAAUGAACACUUUUCUUUCUUACAUCUACAUAUCACCCUUUCGUCCAAGGUGCUCAAGGUGGUGUAUAGUCCUCUUCUCUUCUGCCUUUUAUUCCUGCAGGAGAUAACUAGAACAUGUACCACUCUGGUGAGACAGGGCACAGGCAGGUAAGGUCUCGGCCGAUGAACCAGAUGGAGCUGGUCGACAGCCACCCUGGACACAGAGUUGACCUGUGCCUCCACGGACAGCUGUGAGUCCAAAAUGACUCCAAGGCUGUGCAGCUGGUCCUUUAGGGCAGGCAUCCCCAACCUACGGCCCUCCAGAUGUUUUGGCCUACAACUCCCAUGAUCCCUAGCUAACAGGACCAGUGGUCAGGGAUUAUUGGAAUUGUAGUCCAAAACAUCUGGAGGGCAGAAGGUUGGGGAUGCCUGCUUUAGGGUCACAGUGUUGCACUUUUGUAUGAUAGUCCUAGCUCACUUUAUAGGGUUGUUGUAAGUUGUCUACUCUGCCCCAUCCCACCCAAACACAUUCUGUAGAGCUUUAAAUGGGCAGAGUGAGACCUCUGGCUUAACCUCCAUUCCCUUUCUUCUGCAGAUGUUUUUGCCUGUGUUUCAAGCACCUGGUCAGAGCAACCAUUGGAGUUGUUGUGUUCCUGAAGUACCCAACACAGUGCCCUUGGGGUGUUGUUGGAACGCAGCUCCCAUCAGCCCCUGCCUUCAUGGCUGGUGGUCAAGAAUGAUGGAAGUUUUAGUCUACAAAUAUAUGUCAGUUGCCCCUGCCAUAUGCCUUGAGCAUGUUUGCAGAGUGGCAAUCAGUCUCUUAAAAAUGGCUUGUGAAUAGUCACUUGUGCAGUUUAUCUGUGAUGUGAGUGUUAGCACAUUUCCUGCAGGCAACUGGGAAAAGAUAACUUUGGAGUCACAAAUGGGUAUGUAUAGGCAGCCAGGCUAUGAAAUAUUUUUGUGGUCUUUUCUUUAUAAGACAGUCCUGCAAGCAUUCAUUAAACAGAAGGGAGGGUUAAUGUUUUGCUUGCACACUGAUUUCAGGUGUGUCAAACUGUGUCUAGUAUGCCGAGUCUAUAGUAGGCUUUUCCCUCUAUUUUUAUAUAGAAAGUUGGCUGCUUUUCAGUUUGGGAAGUUCGCAACGCAAAGCUUUCUGUCAAAUACUGUGCAGAGGCCAUUAAGGGAAUUGUUUGCAAACAAAACUUUUCAUGUCCAUAGAGAACCAGUGGAAAUAGAAGCCACAUCUAAAUAUUGCAAAUAAACAGAGGCCCCAGGCAUUGCAUGUCACAGUGUCGGGUAUCUGAUGUGGAUUUGGAAUGCAGGUUAAAAUGACUUGGCCCUGUGCUCAUAACCCUUGGAAACUCAACAUCUCAGAUUAGUGCUGAUAUACAGAUGCGCUGGCAUCGGCUCCUUUCUCCAUUUAUGGGGAUUUUGACAUCUUGUCCUAAAGUUCUGGUCCCUGGCCAAAGAAAUUAUAAGAGAUUACAUGGCUCCAGCUUCUCUUAGUCCCAGGAAUCUCUACGCUAGGGGUUUGUUUCCACUGUCCCCUGGUGAACUUUAAUGGAGAUCUUUGCAACCAGCUCAUUCCGGCAGUGUGCGGGACAGAUUCUGCCAUGUGCUAGUGCAAGUUUUCUUGUGCCCUUUUCCCUUUUUUGCUCAUAAGUUUAUUGUUCUAGCCAAAGGCCAUGACAAACUUAGUACCCUCUUGCUUGUGUGAACAAAGAUUUCAGAAAGCAAUCUCUUGAGUCUCUAUAUAAGGGGCAGAUUAAUGAGUGAUGUCUUCACCUGAGCUUGACCACAAAUACAAAGUCUUCUGUUGUAGUGGCCAUCCAAGAUUGCACUGGAGCUAGUUCAAGCAGUUUUGUAGCUUACUGUUAUACUCACGUAAUGCCUUUGACUAGACUUUACGAAGAGAACAGUACCCAGUAAUUCUGGAGAAGCAAAAAAAAUGCAAUGCAUAUCUAGACUACAAAUACGUUGGUUCUAUAUAAUAAUAUUUUGUACCUACAUAGCACUUCAGAACAUUCAGAGCACACACUUUUAUAGCUGUUUGCAGGGCAGAUGGUCAGGGUUAGAAACUUGGAUAGAAAAGCUAGGAGCCAAAUGGCUCCUGGGACUUGGGUUUGGGUGCCAAAACAGAAUGUCUAGUCGCCAUGUUGGGGGGGGGAGUGUUGGCCAGCAACACAUUUUAUUUAUUAUUUUGAUAAGCAUGAACUAAUACGCAAGACGCGGGUGGCACUGUGGGUAAAACCUCAGCGCCUAGGACUUGCUGAUCGUCAGGUCGGCGGUUCGAAUCCCCGCGGCGGGGUGCGCUCCCGUUGCUCGGUCCCAGCGCCUGCCAACCUAGCAGUUCGAAAGCACCCCCGGGUGCAAGUAGAUAAAUAGGGACUGCUUACUAGCGGGAAGGUAAACAGCGUUUCCGUGUGCUGCGCUGGCUCGCCAGAUGCAGCUUGUCACGCUGGCCACGUGACCUGGAAGUGUCUUCGGACAGCGCUGGCCCCUGGCCUCUUAAGCGAGAUGGGCGCGCAACCCCAGAGUCGGACACGACUGGCCUGUACGGGCAGGGGUACCUUUACCUUUACCUUAAUACACAAUUCACAUAAGUGACACAUUGUUAAGAUCACAUUUUUAACCGAAAUAGUUAAUAUAUGUUUAAUUUGGUGUUGACAAUAAAAAUAUUGGCACCAUACUUCAGUUUUCAAAACACUCUACUCUUUACUGUAUUGUUAAACUUCUUAACUUGUCUAUCUUUAUCAUAUACUUUGAGGCUUCAAAGCACACACAUUUAAGUAAUUCUUGAGUGUCAGCCGGGCACAAAAAAUGGCACCCAGACUUUUUGAGGUGCUCGCAAAUGGAGAAUCUUUAGGCGCAAAAUGUGCCUGGCAACCUGCUAAUUUUGAACCUUGAAGAUGGUAUGGUCCCCGCUUCAGCUUUUAAGGCAGUUACAAAGAAGGAUAGUUGCUUGUGAUGUUCAUUCUCACCCCAUGUUUCACUAUGCUAAAUGGAGUUGGGGACACCAAGUGUGUUGGGAUGCAACUGCUCUCAAGCCACUUUGAGCUCCCUUUUUAGGCAGUCAUACAUGACCUUGGUAUCAUUACAACUGGGAUCUUGCAGAUAGCUAUCAUUAUUCUCUUUUGCCCUGUCGAAAGGAUUCUAGGAGCCCCUGCGAGGAGAGAUGCCUGUUGAAUCAGGCAUCGGUUGCAGAAUGAAAUGUGACCUUUUCAUGUUGGGCUCAGUUGCAACAAAUGUGCACAAAGGAGAAUUUCCAUUGGUCGAGAUAGAAUCCAGUUGCUUAGAUAUGUGCAACACAUUGUAAUAAUAAUAAUAAUAAUAAUAAUAAUAAUAGUAGUAGUAGUAGUAGUAGUAGUAGAUUGAAAGUUCACGGUCUGGAGCCCUUGCCUGGAGGUGCCAUGGGAUCUGCAGACACUAGAUUGGUGACCCUACCUUACUGCAUGACAUAUAUGGCUGCCUCAGUUAUAUAUCCCUGACUUAAGGGUGAAAAUGUCUGUUGGUGAUGAGAGAGCCCAUUUACUAGUACAGUGGUACCUUGGCUGUCGAACUUAAUCCAUUCCAGGAGUCUGUUCAACUCGUGGAACCGUUCGAAAACCAAGGUGAGGCUUCCGAUUGGCUGCAGGAGCUUUCUGUACUCAAUCGGAAGCCGCGUCGGACAUUCGGCUUCUGAAAAAUGUUCGCAAACCGGAACACUUACUUCUGGGGUUGUGGCAUUCAGGAGCCGAUUGUUCAGGAGCCACGCCGUUCGACAACCAAGGUACCACUGUACUGGGGCUUGUGCAUGUGGAAAGUUAUCAUAUAAUUGGAACUAGCUACUUGCUGGCUCUCAUUUGGCUCUUGUGUGGACUUCAGCAGAACACAACCUCUUAAGAUGUUUGACUCCAUUGCGAUAAGGGUAUAUCAGAUACCUCUGAAGAGGACCAAACUAAGAGGAAGCCAUUGAGCCUUUUGCUCAUGUAGGGUUAUUUAGACUUGCUGACAGCUGUUAAUUAUUGACAAGGGUUUAGAGAUUAGCUGCCUUGUUUUGAAUUGGAGUAAAUCAUUGAACUGAAGAGAAUCUCUUAAUAAACCUCCAAAACCAAUGUUAUUUACUAACAUUAACUUACUCUGCCAAGUUGUAUGUGUUCUUCAUUUUAAUUUUAUUAUUCGUUUAUUAUACAUUACAUUUGGUGGAGUCAAAAAGUUGAAUAAGUGGAAUAUGAGGCCGCUUGAUGCUGUAGUGAACAAGAUCCUAGGCAACAUCUGAACUCAUACUUUAUACAAAAUAGGCCAGACAAAAGGCAAAUUCUUGGUUUCUCAGUGAAAAUCUAUUGGAAAACAAGAACUCGCCUUUUUAUUUAAAAAUAAUAAUAACAAAAAAGUCAUUGCAAACAGCCACAGGCAUUUGAAGUCUUUGUUUCUGUCUCUGUUGUACUUCUGGCAGAUGUCUAAGGACAAGGGAACAUUAUACUUUGCUUUCUAGAAAAUAACACAUGUCUGGAAAAGCUAGAUUUAGGGGGCAGCUUUGCCCUUGGCCAGAAUACCUCAUUAAUACCAGAAAGAAUAAUAAGAGAUGAGGGAGGGUAGAGGGUGAAGAACAAAAAAAUGCACUUGUAGGAAAAAAUGUAUUAUUUUUAGAAGGCUUUGAAAUUCCUUGUGUACUCCUUCACAAAAUUGAGGGAUCUUGAUAGGCUCAAGCACUGGAACGUUGCUGUGUUUAACACUCAGGAAUGAGUUGGGGAAAGGGGGGAAACAGUUCAGGUGGUGGGUUUCAGUUGCUGGACUGCCUCUGGCUGCAGUUUGAAAUGUGUGUUUUUGGGAUAGCAAAGAUAGGCUAAUUCAAGUGAGGGACACUUUAGGAUGUAGAAGGAGACUUCUGAACCAUGUGUCUGUAGUGUGGGAAGAAGAAGAAGAAGAGUUUGGAUUUGAUAUCCUGCCUUUCACUCCCUUUAAGGAGUCUCAAAGCGGCUCACAUUCUCCUUUCCCUUCCUCCCCCACAACAAACACUCUGUGAGGUGAGUGGGGCUGAGAGACUUCAGAGAAGUGUGACUAGCCCAAGGUCACCCAGCAGCUGCAUGUGGAGGAGCGGAGACGCGAACCCAGUUCCCCAGAUUACAAGACUACCGCUCUUAACCACUACACCGCACUGGCUCUUAACCACUACACCACACUGGAGAAAUGGAUCUUGCAGAACCAUACCUGUGGCUGGGCGAUAUCUGGUUUUCAACAUCAUGAUAUAUCGCCAGCUAAACAUUACGGUAUACAGCUAUAUAAAGGUGGAGCUAUAUAGAGGCAUUGGCUGGCUUCGUGGUUUUUACCGCAUUGUGAUUUUUGAAUAGCACACACCUAGGCAUCAUGAUUCACAGUAUAUCGCCAGGUCAAAAAUUAUGAAACUGAUAGAUAUCAUGAUAUGGACUUCGAACUGGUUUUGGAUGAUAUAUCACAUAGCCCUAUCUGUGAUGUGCUCCUUCACACGAUGGGUAAUUAACUUACGGACAUGAGAACCACAGUCUGAGAUGGGCUUAAAAAGUUAAAGGUAAAGGUACCUCUGGGGUUGCGUGCACAUCUCACUCUAUAGGCUGAGGGAGCUGGCGUUGGUCCACAGACAGCUUCUGGGUCAUGUGGCCAGCAUGACUAAGCCGCUUCUGGCGAACCAGAGCAGCACAUGGAAACGGCGUUUACCUUCCUGCCGGAGUGGUACCUAUUUAUCUACUUGCACUUUGAUGUGCUUCCAAACUGCUAGGUUGGCAGGAGCAGGGACUGAGCAACGGGAGCUCACCCCGUCGCGGGGAUUCGAACCGUCGGCCUUCUGAUCGGCAAGCCCUAGGCUCUGUGGUUUAGACCACAGCGCCACCCGUGUCCCUUGAGAUGGGCUUAGUGGUGGGUAAUUUUAAGGCAAAUUCAUGGAGGAAAGGUCUGUCAAUGAAAAUUAUCCUUCAUGAUAACUAAUGGAGCCUCAGUGUAGGGAGACGGCAUAGUCCUGAAGACCAGGUUCUGGGAGCCAAUAAUGGAGGGCCCUAAUUUUAAACUUUGUGAAAGCACGUGGGUGGCUGUUGUGCGCGAUGGAAUGUCCAGUGACAUGGUUCCUUGACUUGAGCCAGCAGGGCUGGAUCCUUACUGCAUAUAAGAAUGCUUACACAAGUAUAGCUGUGUGGGUGUGUAUCCCUAUCCCCUUGACUAAAAGGCUAUUAAUUGCUGAUCUCAUCUCUCUUUGGUGUUCUUCCAUUGAACGCGCCGCUAGACUUUUGCUUCUAAAGAGCAAUAGAGCUUGAAUUUCACCUUUGCACUGUAUAAUUUAUUUACAGAGAAGAGAACUUGGGUCACUUACUAUUUGGACCAUGAUUACAUCAAGCCAGAAGAGACCCUUUGUUGCUCAGUUUUAAGUGCUCUGUAUAUUCGCUGACUGGAACAGUAGGCUCAAGUUAAGUGUAAAUACCCCGCUUAACUAGCACAGAAAAGAGAGAAGACAAAGGCACCCAAAUGGAAACAAAAGUCCUCACCUUCUGUCGGGAGCCUCCCCUCUUUUGAGCAAACCUGUUUUGGUCUGUUGUUUGCCUAUUACCCUGAUGAAGGAAUUGCAUAAGGCAGGAGAUGGGGGACAGUCUUCUCUUGCUGAUGAUCAAACAAGGUGUUAAAGGGGGGGAGGACUGAAUGUACAAAUACUUACCAAACCUAUCUUCACAGAGGUAAAAGUGGAAACAGUAUUGUUAUAGAUUGGGGGGACCCCCCUAAAUCAUAUAAAUUAGGCAUGAUUUUUGAUUAUUUGGGAUGUGAAGGGAGAAAUAAAAGCUGCAGAAGAAUUCCUGAGCUAGCCAAAAAGACCUGGCCAUUAAGAAACAAGACAGGGCCAUUGCCAUUGCAAGAGAACUGUCCUCCCCCUUUGCCUUGAGGUAUGAACAGAGGCUGGGGUUUGGGAAGGUUGCCAGGGUAACUGGAUGUGAGGUGACAGGCAAAGAGAAGGUUUUUUUUAGCAAGGUGUUCUGGGAAGAAGAAGGGGGGAGAAGAAGGACUGAGAUCCAUCUUUGGCAGGCUGGCUGAAGGCUGACUGGGAGAGAUGCCUUGGACUCUGUGGCUGCAGCGCUGAGGGGUACAAUCCCCUCUUGGAAUGCUGUAAGAUCUGGACUCCCUUCAUGCAGACUGAAGGUGUAAAUAGGCGAACAAACCUUAUUUCUUAAAGCUACAACAGUCUCUGCCAUGUCUCAAUUCUGCAAAGGAACACAGACCCUGGGUGAGUGCCUGGAACCCCCUGGACACUUGCCACCGCUCGUCGGAGAGAGGGGGAGGCACCCAACUUUUGUAACAGUAUACACACCACAAGCAGCAUUCGCUCUAUCGAACUGCCUUCAGACGUCUGGGAUGACAAAAUCCUUUGCCUCUAGCCAUCAAAGUGCCUUUCUGUGAGGUCUCUUUUAUGUCCUAGUGAAUCCUCAAUGAUUAUCUUUAUAGUUGGCAAAAGGCAGAGUCUCAGGACAGCUGGUGAUGUCUGUUUAGAGAGGUAUGUGUAUGUUGGAGAGAGAGAGAGGGAUGUUGGGGUCAGAGUCUAUAUUAUCCUGGUCAGAGGGACAAGGGUGGUGCUGUGGUCUAAACCACUGAGCCUCUUGGGCUUGCCGAUUGGAAGGUUGGCAGUUCGAAUCAGCGCGAUGGGAUGAGCUCCCAUUGCUCUGUCCCAGUUUCUGCCAACCUAGCAGUUCGAAAGCAUACCAGUGCAAGUAGAUAAGUAGGAGCCACUGUGGCAGAAAGAUAAACUGUUUCCAUGCGCUCUGGAACUUGUCAUGGUGUCUCAUUGCGCCAGAAGCGGUUUAGUUAUGCUGGCCACAUGACCUGGAAAGCUGUCUGUGGACAAACGCCAGCUCCCUUGGCCAGAAAGCCAAGAUGAGCAACACACCCCAUAGUCACCUUUGGCUGGACUUAACUGUCCAGGGGUCCUUUACCUUUAUGUUAUCCUGGUCAGUAAACUUUAUUUGGCCAACUUUUGAUUGGUUGGGGUAGACAGUAGAGUCUCUUUCAUAUUAGAAAAAGAGUAGCUGUUAACCUCUCCUCCUCUUCCUACUAUGAGAUGUGAAAAAAAUAGAGUGGAAGGCUAUGGAGUGGGCACUCAUUUCAUAUUUGCUGAAUCAAAAGCAACACAUUGCUUUGGGGCAAACUGGUACUGAUUUCCUCACGAAGCUGAAGCAAACACAUAUCUCUUAAUGGGAAACAGUACCAGCCAGGCUGAAACAUUAUGCCUAAUGUGCCGAUCAGUGCCUUCCUAAUCCUUCAGGACCUCUGGCACGCUUCAGAAAAUUAAUGUUUGGUUUGGUGAAGCAUAGGGGUGGACAAACAACAGUUGGGCGCUUUUAUCUUACAUAGUCAGAUAUGAGCAGCUCUUUAUGAGUCUGGAAUAAACUUGCAUUUCUAACGUAAGGGAGAUCGUACAGUAGAUUCCAAAUACUGGUUGCAACCCGCGGAAAUUAUAACACCAGGAAACAGGCUGGGAGUACUUUUUGAUGACAGAGCCCUAAACAGAGGACUCGUUUGACAGCCGGCUUUUUUCUUAAACAACAGCAGGUCCUUUGUGCAAGUGAUAGGGUAGAAACAUUGCAAAACACUGUGACUUGGCAUAGGAAGCUUUCAUUAUUUAUCUAUAAAAACGUAUGAGAGCCUUGCAAAGAAAAGUAGAACUCAAGGUGAUUUGCAGCCAGUGCUAUUUUUCUAGGAGGUGCUGGAGCUCACCACGAGCCAGUGUGGUGUAGUGGUUAAGAGCGAUGGGCUCGUAAUCUGGUGAACCGGGUUUGAUUCCCCGCUCCUCCACAUGCAGCUGCUGGGUGACCUUGGACUUGUCACACUUCUCUGAAGUCUCUCAGCCCCACUCACCUCACAGAGUGUUUGUUGUGGGGAAGGAAGGGAAAGGAGAUUGUUAGCCGCUUUGAGACUCCUUAGGGUAGUGAUAAAGCGGGAUAUCAAAUCCAAACUCUUCUUCUUCUUCUCCCUUGUUCUCUUAGAAUGGCACCAACCUGAGAGGUGCCGGAGCUAAGCUCUGGUGAGGUCCCGCUGAAAAAAAGCCCUGUGUGUAGCCAAAAAAGGAACAUCGUAUUAAAUUCUAGUUUAAAAUGCUUUCUUGAUAUUUCCAAAGCCAGAAGAAAUGUAGUAACUCCAAUGCAAGUCAGUCCAAAAGAACUUAACAAGGUUAGAUGAGGUAGGGGGAGAGAAAAAGAAACGAAAAUGCAGGACCUCAGGAGUGUAUGGGAAUCUGUUCAUUAGGGCCAGACAUGAAUGAAGAGAUUCUGGCUCAGCUGUGCCUGAAAAACGUAUUUUGAAAGGAGCAGCUUAUGCGUUAACAAGCUUAUGGACCUGAAGUUACUUAGAUGUUUGAAGCCUGAUAGAAUAGGUAGAUUUUCACCAGGCCUCUGAGUGCUAAGAAGGAUAACCUGGCAAGCCUCCCUGGAGAGGACAUGAAGCAGUUCUUGGCACCACAAAUAAGAGUCCUAUCUCAGGAGCCCAUAAACUGACAUCAUAAAGAGCUGUAUACAGAACAGGGUCUCCCAGAUGUGCUUUGGCUAGAGGGAGGUUUCUGUGGGAGAUGUUCUCAAAGAUACUCUUGAGCUAAGGCCGUUUCUGAAACAGAGUACAUGAUUGCAGCAUACAUUUUCUUCUUGCAAAGCAUUAUUAAGUAACUUUGCAUGUGGAUAUAGACAUUGCUAGAGCAGUUUACCAUUUACUAUGGGUAUAAAUUUUCCGGAUUUGCAGACAUCUGCGUUACUUCAUAUGCAUCUGCAAGGAAGCCAACACUUGGUGAUAGUUUUUAAGUCAUCUGCUUAAAGCUGGGUGGGGGGGUUAAUGCUGCUUUAAUGGGUAAACAUUUAUUUAUUUCUGGCUAAAUAAUUGUUGAGAGAAGCUUGAAGUCAUGACUUCAGCAAAAUAUGGCUGUGAUCCACCAGCACUCUCUUUCCAGUGCAGAAGAAACAGCUUUAGUAUCAGUGUAAUUCUGUUGGUUUGUUUUUUUUUAAUGUUGCAGGAUGUGCAGGAGUUAUUAUUUGAAAUUAACAAACAGGGCUUCAAUUGGGAGCCGAUUGAAACUAAAUCCUUCGAAGACAGAGGUCCUAUGGCUGUGUCGGGAUGGCAUGGGGAUGAGGGACCAAUUCCCUUCUCUUGUGGGGGCCCAAUUAGUGCCAUUGCCUUCCGUUAAGAGUUUGGGUGUAAUCCUUGACGCCUCCCUUUCCAUGGAGGUGCAGGUUACAGCAACAGCCAAGGCGACAUUUUUCCACCUUCGCCGCAUCAAGCAGUUGGUCCCUUACCUUUCCCGCCCCGACCUGGCCACAGUGAUCCAUGCGACGGUCACCUCCAGGCUUGACUACUGUAAUUCGCUCCACGCGGGGCUGCCCUUGAAGCUGUCCCAGAAACUCCAGCGGGUGCAGAAUGCUGCAGCGAGGCUCCUCACGGGGUCUCUGCCAUGGGAGCAUAUUCACCCAGUGCUUUUCAAGCUGCACUGGCUCCCGGUGGUGUACAGGGUCAGAUUUAAGGUGCUGGUUUUGACCUUUAAAGCCCUUCACGGCCUAGGACCCUCGUACCUACGGGACCACCUCUCCCGGUAUGCCCCACGGAGAGCCUCAAGGUCCAUAAAUAGCAACACCCUAGUGGUCCCGGGCCCUAAGGAAGUUAGAUUAGCUUCAACCAGAGCCAGGGUCUUUUCAACACUGGCCCCGGCCUGGUGGAACACUCUGCCUCAUGAGACCAGGGCCCUGCAGGAUCUGAUUUCUUUCCGCAGGGCUUGUAAGACAGAGUUGUUCCGCCUGGCCUUUGGCUUGGAGCCAAUUUGAUUCCCUCCCUCCCUUUCUUUUUUUCUUUUCCUUCUCCUCCUGCGAUGAGGCUACAUUUUAAUAUUUUAAUGUUUCAUUAUUUUAAUGUUGUAUUUUAAUUUUGUUUUUAAGUUGUAAUCAUUCAGCUUGUUUUUAUUACUGCUUGUAAGCCGCUCUGAGCCCGGCCUUGGCUGGGGAGGGCGGGGUAUAAAUAAAUAUUAUUAUUAUUAUUAGACCUUCCAGGUUACCUGCAGUAAGUAAGAAUCCCUUGUGCUCAGAGAUGGGAAGCUUUUGUAAAUUCCUGUUGAUUUCUCAUAUACAGCUAACAAGAUAUGUUUGGGCAGGUAGGCCAGUAAUUUUUGUGAACAGACUUUAAAGGUUGAAAAAACUACUAUUUGGAACUUCUUCAUUUUUUGACAAAAAAAAAGAAGGUUAAGUUGCCUUAAUAUUCUUGACGUGUGCCCUUUUCGCUUUUGUUUUUGUUAAAGGUACGAACGCUAUUUGUCAGCGGCCUGCCUCUGGACAUCAAACCCCGGGAACUCUAUUUGUUGUUCAGACCAUUCAAGGUACCCUGCUAUUGAACUUGGAACUGAAGUGCCAGUGUCCUUAUUUACGUAAAUACUUGUGGUUCGUUUACUGUUUGUCAUAGAUGGUAAAUCGGCGCAAUAAUAUGUAAUUGCCUCUUCUGGAGUAGCAGACAGAAAUUCAGACGAUGCUCCUCAGUAUCUGGAUUUUGAAAAAAGGUUGGGAUGCAGUCUAUCAUGAUAUCUUAUUUCAAAUAAAAACUUGGCUACAAUGACUUUCCCAUGAAGUGAAAGUUGGCCAAGAGCCCAUGAGUAGAGUAAUUAUAAAUAGCAUACUGGUGUGAUCAGGAUUUAAAGUUGUGAAUGCUAACCUCUAAUGAUGAUAGGGAUUUGGAGUAAGGAUUCAUAAGAAGGCUGAGCGACGUGUAAUAAUAUGAACACACUUAUGUAUGCUUCCUGCAAGCAUACAUGCGCAUUCCUGGUUGCUCCUUGGAAGUCCCCCAGCUCCCAGUCCAGGCAACAGAAUUCCUACAGCCCAGCCUGGUAUAUUUUCUGUUGCAGUGCUCAUUUCUCUUAGGAAAUAAACCCCAUCUCCCAAGUUUUAACUACUAGAUGUAAAAAUGUCCCAACUCCAGACUUCCUCAGUACACAUUAGUGUCUUGGCAUUAUGUAUGUAGCAAACUGAAUCUGGCUAGCUAAUGCUGAAGUACCUUGACUACCUUCAUGAUCCUGCUUUUGCUAGAGGAAGAGAAAUAGAAAUGCUUCCCUUUUAUACUUCCCAGCAGUUGGCGUUUCUUGGGGUACAGCUACUUUUCUGUUUCCGUUUGUAUUAAAAUCCAGAUGUGCAUGUGUCCCAUUUUCAGACAGAAAAUGAAUUGGACUAUAGAGUCACUAAAUUUGAGUUUCUGGGUCUUACAGACAUAAUCUGUAAUGAUUUUAACAUCCCAUAAGUAUUAUUUUUGCUUCCAGGGAGCACUGUAAAUGUCUCAUCACUGCAGAAUUUGCAUGGAACUAUAGCCCUGAUUCCCGCUGCUUUAAGAAAACCACCAGUGGCUUUGUGACAUAUUACUCUUAUCCCCACCCUUCCGUCAGACCUGUUUGCAUGCCUAAGAAGCAUACCUCACAUUUAGAAAAGGGGAAAAGCCUGAAGCCUGCCAUGCUCAACAGGCCUGGAAGCGAACAGGUCAAGAACGAAUUUGAGCAGGACCUACCAUAACUAGUGUCUGAAAUUGAAAAUGGAGAGGCAGCAUGGGAUUUGGGAAGCAGAGACGGAGGGAAAGGCAUCCCAAGGGCAAGAGAGGAAGUAGAGCCCCAUGAGAAGAACAAAGCCAACUGGAUAGGGAAUCUGGGACAGGAACUUGCCCCACCUUUCUCAGCUUCUGCCUAUCCUCAUGGUUACUUCACACACACACUUAGAUACUUUGGUGUGCAUCUCACUAGCUGCUUAAGAUUUGCAUCCUUAGCUUUCCUAGUAAAGCUAUUUGAAGAGUCUCUUCCACAAACAUUCCCUUUGACCUGCCUUUGCAAAUCAUCAGCUAUGUUCCUUUUAUUGCUAGCAGAGCAGGGAUAUAAAUUUUGCUCAUCUUUUACAUGAAAUCCUCAGACACCCAUAUUUAAUUGGGCAGAGUGGACACCUCUUAGACCUGGGGUAGCUAACCUUUUUUGGCCUUCUCUCUGCCUCUUACACCCACGACGCACAAACCCCUAUUUGAUCACCCCUGUUUUAUACCAUCCCAGAAUCUGUAUCACCCUUUAUUUACAUCUGCAAGUAGACACUAGACUUGAAUGUUGAUUCUCUUUUAAGGAGUUUUAAAAAAAUAAAUCGGAAUAACUUCUCUAAACAUUCAGUGUAGUCAUAUAGUAAGCCUGGAUUUAAGAAUGCAGAUAUGUUACGUUUGAAUGUUCCACCAACUGUGUAUGUGUAUAUAUUUUUAAACCACCUUCCUUGCAUAUGUGAUGUUGGGGCAAAGAGUUCUAGGUUCUCAUAUUCUGCCUUGUGUGCAGGUUUGCCAUAUUCAUUUGUUCCCUGAGGCAUCUGAUUGGUCACUGUGUUUAUAUGAGAAGGGGGGCAUUCAGAUGUGUGGUGAUCCCAGUUGCAGUGGAAAAGCUUGUACCCAAGCAACAAAACCACAGCCAUACUGAAGUACUACUGUAAAAUUAUGGAUAUUUUAAUAAUUCACAGUUUGGAUGGGUUUUACAAUGCAAAGCUUCAUAUGUUUACUCAGAAGGAAGCCCUACUGUGCUCAGAAUCAAUCAAUCAUUUUAUUUGCAUGCUCCCUUUCCAAAGUUAAAACCAUGCUUAAGGCAGCUUACGACAUAAAAAAGUUACAUAACUACAAACAUAACCAAAGUAGUCAUAAACAAUAAAACAUCAAAAAGUACACAACCAAAUUGAACAAUUUCCACAUAACUUGUAAAAAAAGAUACAAAAAUUAAUAUCAAUAACAGCAAAAAACUCCAAAUAGACUCCAAAGAGUCUGUUCAGCAGCCUCAGCUUUUGUAGCUGGAGUCAGUCCGGGUCCUGCCCUCCCAGACCAGUUGGAAAAAUGCCUGUAAGGCAAGGAGCAGGUCUUCCAGGACUUACAGCCAAGAUGGUCUCUCAAAAGGGCUUACUUCUAAGUAAGUGUGCAAAGGUUUUCAGGCUUGCUAUUUUUGUUUAAUUCUUCCCUCUCAAACAAGAACAGUAGGCAACAUGUAUUUCUAGCAAGAAUAAGCACCCUUAAACCAUUCUGUUAAGCCCACCUUUAGGAGUUGGGAUAGAGAAGGAGAGUUCAGCUCCUACUGUUAAUAAGACUUCUGCCUUGGAGCCAAAUGAAAUACCUUGCAUCUUUCCCACAAACCUUCCUCUUAAAGUUUGCUGUUUCUAAGUAUAGCCAAAUAACAAGUCACUCAGGGAAAAAUGUACUGUAUCCUGCUUUUAUAUAUUCACAUUUAUUUAUGUAGCAUUGAUCUUAAAUUUUAUCUUGGCCAGACUGUAAUUUUUAUUUCUUCUUGCAGGGUUAUGAAGGCUCUCUUAUUAAACUCACAUCUAAGCAGGUAAGCAGUGUGUGUAAGCACAUCUAAGCAGUGAAAUUGUUAACGUAAAUGUCAGCAGUGUAUGGUUAACGUGAGAAAUUCUAAACCAAGGAGAUGGUAUGAAAUUUUGGCACAAAGUUUCAAACACCAUAAAUCUCCUGAUUGUAUUCAGUCUAGAUUCACCUUGGCUGUCUUGUGGGCUAUUAAACAUUAUUUGGGUUUAUGUGGAGUUCAGCAAAGAUUUUCAAAAGCAUCAUACAGUAACGUUAUAGAACUGCCAACAGGUUGAAGAUAAUAAAGUGUCUGCCUUUUAACCGAAGGAAAACUAAACCUUUAAUGUGUUCAUUUCCUUUUAAUAGCUUUAAAUAGCUAUAAAAAACAGGCAAUUAUACCUUGUACUUCCAAGCUCACCACUUAAAACUGAUAAUCACCAAUGUUCUGUUUGAUUAAUCUUUUAAUUCAGUGGAUUACAGUAGCUGCAGCAGUAUGUAACUUUUUUAUCACUGAAGUGUGAAUAUUCCUAUCCCUGGGUUCUUUAUUCAUCCUUCAACAAUAAUUCCCCACCCCCAACCUUUGAUUUUCUCGUUUUCUUUCAGCCCGUGGGCUUCGUUAGUUUCGACAGUCGCUCAGAAGCAGAAGCUGCUAAGAAUGCUUUGAAUGUGAGUAUUGGUGCCAUAUGAAAAGCUUCUGGGUUGUCUUACAGCAGAGCUGCAGUAGCAGCAGAACAGUGUGGUGGAAGGUCUCCUGGCCGUGUAGCACUUGAGACUGCAGAUGUGGGGAUCCUUAAAUGCUCACUCAUGUGAAGAACAGAGCAUAGGAAUUUAAGAGACAGGGACGACAACGAACAAAACACGAGGCAAAGCUGUGCAGAGUAUUGUUACGAAGCAGUUCCCGACAUAAUAAAAUCGCACCACGUUUUAAAACUAGAAUCGUCCAAAAUUAACAGCAGCAGCAACUAUAGUGCAGGCAAUCCUUAAACCCAGAGCAAGCUUAACCCAAGACCUCCAGAUACUGAGAGGACAUGAUGUGUUUUAGUUAGGUGAUGGAAGCCCAUCAAGGAUGUGGACAUCUGUACCAUGGUUGUUAGAAUGAUUGGACUUAGCUGAGAUGGCAGAGUUGGCUGUAGCUGGCGAAUUGCCUGUAGCUGGAAAUAGACAAUCCUUGCCAUUGAUGCCACCUGGGUUUUCAGCGGCACCCCGGCUACAUAUCUGCUCUUCCAGGGAGAGUGCUGCUCCACCCAGGACAGGCUGAAUUCCUGGUUCCCAUAACUGAGAACCACCCACCAACAGGACCAAAUCUGUCUUAGUGCUGAAACCAGGCCUUAACCAGAAAGGGUCAUGAGAAUGAGGAAGUGCUGUACAUACAGGGGCCACCUCAGUUUUCAGAGGCCUCAUUGCGUUGUGUGGAAUGAAGCAAACAGGCUGCGAGUGUGAGCCACAGUUGAGAAGGGAUGAAACAUCACCUCAGACACUACGUUGCCCAAAACAGGAGGGAGCAGUGUCCCUGAGUGUUUGUGUUUUACUUUCACCUGUGUAGAUGGGGAGAAAUACUGUAUUUUUUGCUCUAUAAGACUCACUUUUUCCCUCCUAAAAAGUAAGGGGAAAUGUGUGUGCGUCGUAUGGAGUGAAUGCAGGCUGCACAGCUAUCCCAGAAGCCAGAACAGCAAGAGGGAUUGCUGCUUUCACUGCACAGUGAUCCCUCUUGCUGUUCUGGCUUCUGAGAUUCAGAAUAUUUUUUUUCUUGUUUUCCUCCUCCAAAAACUAGGUGCGUCUUGUGGUCUGGUGCGUCUUAUAGAGCGAAAAAUACGGUAGAAUAGUGCAUUAGUAUUUUCACUUAAUAGCUUAAUCCCCAGUGAGAGGGAUUUUGCAAGAAAGUAAAAACUUUCCUGCAUUUUCUGCUACCAUCCUCUAUCCAUCAUAGUAAAGGGGACUUUUCGUAUUAUUAGUCAUGGAUUAUACAGGGCAGAAAAUAGCCCUUCUAUGCUAGGGUUGAGGAGCAGGAAUAUUACGCUAUUGUGUGAUUUUUCUGAACGCCUUUGUCUUCCUUCAGGUAGCAUUAGGUGGAGCAGAUGUUCCCUUUUGUGUUCUGCCAGCGAGAUUGCUCAGAUAUUGUGGAGUGCAAACAAAGUUCAGCCAAGUUUAAUGUACCUUUAAAACGUGUCGGAAAGACACAGGGUUUUUUAAAGUUCUCAGUGCAGGAGGAUGGAAAUUAGUUCAGAAGAGGACUAACAUAGCUGAAGAACCCAAUUUGUUAUAUCUGUAGUGAGGAGUUAUCUCUCUCUAUAGGAGAUUUGACUGGAUAUUUUACGCUCACACCUUAAGUACAGCAUCCUAAAAAACAAUUUUGGGGUUCUGUUUGCCAGUCCAUAUGCAAAAUGCUAAAGCAUACCUCUAAUCCCUGCUGGCAGUGCUUUUCCCCCUAGAAAAAUAGGUGCCGGUAUUCACCAUGAAGUUAUCACAGUAAGUGUCACACCUUUUAACAACAACAACAACAGCAACAGCAACAACAACAACAACAACAAUAAGGUGUACCCUUGAGUACCCCCUGAAAAACACACACUGCCUGGAGGUAUUUUGCCUGAAAUUUACAGUCUUUUGACUGAACAUGCAGUCCUGUAGAGUGAAUUCUCCACCUGAGUAAGCAGGCAGGGAUAUGUCGAUCUUGAUUUCAGAUGGCUCUGAAUUAGUCUGUCUGCAGGUUUGCAUAACUAAAGGUACAUUGUACCUUUGUUUGUACAUUGUACAUUGAACAGAAACAAAUACAGUGGUACCUCGGGUUACAUACGCUUCGGGUUACAGACUCUGCUAACCCAGAAAUAGUGCUUCAGGUUAAGAACUUAGCUUCAGGAUGAGAACAGAAAUCGUGCUCUGGCAGCACGGCGGCAGCGGGAGGCCCCAUUAGCUAAAGUGGUGCUUCAGGUUAAGAACAGUUUCAGGUUAAGAACGGACCUCCAGAACGAAUUAAGUACUUAACCCAAGGUACCAGUGUAGCGUGCAAAAGUAACACGAACUUUUCAGUCUGCAUACGUCAUGCAAACUAAGUAAGCUUCCAUGCAUUUCCUUUUAUUUUAUGUAAUUCUACCUCUGCUACUCAUGGUUGCAAACCAUUCUGCAAGGCAGAAGAACCCCAAGCCCAUCUCCAUUGCAAGUCUGCUAUAGCGGUUAAGAGUGUUGGACUAGGACCUGGGUCCUAGACAUGGGUUCAGCUUCCUGCUCAGCCAUGAAGCUCACUGGGUGACCUUGAGCUGUCACCUUCUCUUAGCCUAACCUACCUCACAGGGUUUUGUGAGGAUAAAAUGUGACAGGAGAGAGCCUUGUUUUCUUGGUACAACCAACUCCCUCUGAUGCCGGCUCUCCAUGUCUGUCUCUCUGCAGCCUCUCUGGCCCUUCGUCCAAUGCACUCUUUCCUGUCUCUCUCUUUUCUACCUCACCUCCUCCCAGGCUGACACUCAGGCUAUUCAUGGUGACGACCAGGCCUUUUUUUCAGCUGCAACUCACAGGAACUCUGUUCCGGCGCCUCUCAGGUGACGCCAUUGCCAUUAUAAGAGAACAAGGGAGGCGUUCUGGCACCUCUUUUUCUGGAAAAAUAGCACCGGUGAGGACUCACCAACGCAAGUAUACUACUAGCUUGCCCAUGCUCUUGAGUUUGAUAGAGGAGCCCUUCUCGGCGUCCCAACUGUAGCGGAAGCUCAGUUGAUGGAGACUAGAGAAAGCUGUGCUUUUGUUCUAGAAAAGAAGGUGCUGGUACUGUGUAUCCUUGAGUACCCCCAGAAAAAAAGCACUGAGAGAAAGGAACUUGCUCUGUGUCCACACCUAAAUUGUGGAACUCCCUUGGUGAGGUUUGUCAGGCCCUCUGUUAUUUUUGUGCUUGUUUAGGCUAGCUUUUUUCUGAUGGGUCAGAUUUUUAUUUCUUGGUUUUGUUUAACUGAUGUGCCUGUCUCUGUCUUAAGCAUAUUAUAUUGUUUUAUAGCUGAAUUUAAUUGUUGUUAGUUGCCUUGAGUAGUGCUGUGAGCACUGAGAUUAUAAGGAAAGACUGCUGGAUCAGGCCAGUGGCCCCAUCUAGUCCAGCAACCAGUGGCCACUGGGCAGAUGCCCAUGGGGAACUGCAAGCAGGACCCAAACGCAGCAGCACUCUCCCCUCCUGUGGUCUUUUGCAACUGGUGGACUAGAUCUAUAUAGCCAUUGGAGUUUGUAGCCAUUGUUGACCCUAUCCUUCAUGAACUUGUAUAAUCCUCCUUUGGGCUGGAUCUAGUCUGCCUACCCAUGGACUAGGAGGAUGGGAUGCCAAUGCUAGUAUAAAUAAAUACAUUCAGAAGAAGAUGGGGGAUGUCUUUGCUACGUGACUGACUUCAGACCCAUUGAUUUUAGUAAAUCUUAUACAUGACUAAGCUUUCUGCAGCUCAGGGUCACCGAGUGAGAAGCGCAAAUGGCUUUAGGUUUGUGAAACUGCUCCAAGUUAUUCUUUUAAAUGUUCCUGCGUAGGCUAGCUUGUAGGAAUUUUGCCUGAUAAUGGAGUUGAAACAAUGCACCUCAUUGAUCUUGUCAACAUCAGGUUAUGGAAGAACGCAGACAGAUGUCUAAAAUGUAGCUGCCCUGUGCUGGGGGGGGAAACCCAUCCAUGCCGGAUGUGUCAGAUGUGAAGAUAAUCUCUUGGUGUCGUUGCUGUCAAGUGAUGACAACUCAUAUGUGAGUUUUCUCUACACAUUGGAAAUCCUUUAAGUUGUACCCAGUACUCAGGAAAGCAGUAUUAUAAAGAAGUGUGUCUCCAAGCAUAUGAGGAAUGAGUUUCCCUCAAAACUGAUCACCCCCAGCAACACCUUGUUACUGGGGAGAAGCAUUCCUGAAGAGUAGAAUGCCUUUGCUCCGACACUGAUUUUUGUUCGUUUUAAAGUACAGUGGUACCUCGGGUUACAUAUGCUUCAGGUUACAUACGCUUCAGGUUACAGACUCCGCUAACCCAGAAAUAGUGCUUCAGGUUAAGAACUUUGCUUCAGGAUGAGAACAGAAAUUGUGCUCCGGUGGCGCGGCGGCAGCAGGAGGCCCCAUUAGCUAAAGUGGUGCUUGAGGUUAAGAACAGUUUCAGGUUAAGAAUGGACCUCCGGAACGAAUUAAGUACUUAACCUGAGGUACCACUGUACUGUUUCUUUGUCUUGUGUGGGGUGGGAGGGGAGUUAGCUGCCGGGAAAUAUAGUUAUGUUCUGUGUGUAUAGAGUUAACCUCAUUAUUGAUGACCCUCAAGAGCAAAAAUAUCUUGAGUGCAGGGAACAAUUUUUCAGACUAGGAUAAAAAGCAUGCAGCAAGUACUCUGGUUCCCUAGUCUGUUUUCCUGUCUUCAUUUUUUAUGUACAAUGUCUUCUUGGCUCUGCUAAUCUCCGGGGAUAAGAGUGAAGCAGAGCAGGAUACAGACUGCCUUAUAUGGUGCUGAUACUAAAGAUGUUUUAGGAAUGUGACUUGCUCUAAAGCCUAUGGCCCCAGUUUUUGCUGCCAAACAAAUUAGGUCAUUUAAACUUCUGAGGUUUUAAAAGGACGUUGGAACUUUAAUUUGGAACAAGAAACUGAUGUUUUUUUGUUGAAUGGCUCAGACUCCCAGGGAGUCUAGGUUUGUAAUUUUUUGUCAGGCUUCUUGACUCUUACUUGCUGGUUUCUGGGUGCAAUCUUUUUCCCCCUGGUUUAAAGUGAACAGGGAAACUUUUAAGGCAGGGGUCAGCAAACUUUUGCAGCCGGGGGCGGGUCCACUGUCCCUCAGACCUUGUGGGGGGCUGGACUGUAUUUUUUUGGGGGGGGAAUGAACGAAUUCCUAUGCCCCACAAAUAACCCAGAGAUGCAUUUUAAAUAAAAGGACACAUUCUACACAUGUAAAAACACACUGAUUCCCAGACUGUCUGCGGGCCGGAUUUAGAAGGCGAUUGGGCAGGAUCCAGCCCCCGGGCCUUAGUUUGCCCACCCAUGUUUUAAGGCCUGCUAAAAAACAUAUACUGUAUUUUUCGCUCUAUAAGACGCACCAGACCACAAGACGCACCUAGUUUUUGGAGAAGGAAAACAAGAAAAAAAAUAUUCUGCAUCUCAGAAGCCAGAACAGCAAGAGGGAUCGCUGUGCAGUGAAAGCAGUAAUCCCUCUUGCUGUUCUGGCUUCUGGGAUAGCUACGCAGCCUGCAUUCACUCCAUAAGACGCACACACAUUUCCCCUUACUUUUUAGGAGGGAAAAAGUGAGUCUUAUAGAGCAAAAAAUACGGUACGUACUUCAGUUUGCAUUAAAAUAAUACUGGUCCUAGAAUACAACACAUGUGAGCCUCACAGCUUCACUGGGCAUGAACAAUGCAUCUUGAGGUAAGGUGAAGUUGUACUGUGAAAAGUUAAUGUUCCAUCACAGUUGGCUCAGGCAUCUUUGUCCAUGACGGAAGGCUUGCCACAUUCAGCCAAAUCAAGAAGCAACCACGCUUUCCCUUGGACUGUACCAUUUCACGCUGUUACGUAUGAAUACUUCCUGGUGGUGGUGGUGAGGUCUCUAGAAAAUCAGCACAUCUCUCUGGGCUGAUAGCCACUGGAUUGAGAGGUGAGGCAGUGAUGCCCACUUUACCAGCCUGAUUUGGGAUCUAUUGCCCCUGGACUCCUCCCUCCCAGAUCUCCAUUGGUGACCAUUCCAUGUGUUAAUGUAUGUAAUUUGAUUGUACUUGUUGCCAUCUUCUUUCUGUGGCAUCUGCCACCUUGAACCUUUUCAGAAGCAGGACCCAGGGUCCUCCUUAAAGAGCGCACAGUAGGACCACCUUUUAAUCCCAAACUGCCACAUGGGACACAUUUCAAGCCCACGUUUCUGUUGUAAACGUCUGGAACUCUGUCUGUAAGACAGAAAUUCUAUCUGUGGGGAGGCAGUUCCAGGUGGAAAGUGGUGUUGCCUUCUCUCAUUCGCAAUUUCUGCCCUCCUGAUGUUGCUUUUCAGUACUUUUAAAGGCUGAAGCUGAUGUUAAUCUGUAUUGUAGAAUUAAUUAGCUAGUGCCCCGGGUGAAGUCUCCAGAGGGGCGCCAUUGAGGCUCCCGGCAUAUGUGUGUUUGCAUUCAAAUGCACAUGGGUGUUUGUGCGUCAAACUGGGUCUUUGACCCAGGUGAAAUAAAGCCUAGUUUUGCCCCUUGCUGAAUGCCAAGAGAGAGUUGAGCAAUAUGUUGCCAGAUGUUGCCUCAUUAUAUCUAAUUAAAGGGUACCAACAGGGUAGUCUUUUUAAUGGGUGGUGGGUUAUUGGGUUUUAGACCUAACAUGAAAUCUCAUUUAGCAGUACACAUGCAAGGAGGAGCGCUGUCCUUGGAUUUACAUCCCAUGGUCCUCACGCAUUGUCUGCUAGUAGGCAGCCAUAAUCUCAGAAAUGAGUCACUGUCCAUACAGCCCCAGCAUUGCUUACUCCUGACUGGGAGCAUCUAUCUGUGGUAGAGGUCUUGGAGAUGCCCGGGAAUAGACCUUUCAAACUUGGCAUGCAAAGCAUUGUUUUACCAUGGAGAUAUGGCCCCUCCCUAUGUUGCCCUCUUUGGGGCAAUACUUUGGAAGCAUCUCUUGCUGGGGCAGUCAGCUCUGCAAAUCUAUUAUUGUAGGGCUAGUUCUCUUUCAGGCGGGUAAACCUGUAUCUGACCUGUAUGCCUGCAAGUGGGGAAAUCACAUGAUUGAAUUCUUUACGCUAUAAAAAAAAUGCCUUUGGUGGGAGUUGGGUUUGGGGGUUGUAUUUUAAAUUACACUAAGCGUCUGCCUCACUGUUGUAGUUAUGAUUUAUUCAUCAGGGACCCUUCACUAUCUAUUACUACAAUGGGCAGAUUGGGUUCAGAGGUUUCCAGAAUCUAGGGUACAGAUACAUUGGAUUUCCAUACUGAGCUUUGGUGGCUGAACUGUUCCUGCCUUUUUUCCUCCGUUCAGCAUAAUGGAACACCAAAGCUUACAGCUGCUUGUUUUUCCCCACAACCUUUAUGGACUCUUUAUUUUUGUCUGUAGCUUAUUUCAAGAAUUUGCAAGCCCAGCUAACAUAAUUGUGCGUGCUUUUAAUUAAAAAUGAGAGUGAAGAUGUUAAGCUUUAUUUAUUGCCUCAUCCCACAAGUUUUCUCUCAAUAUUUAAUUUCCCAGAGUCCGUCUCCCUAAAGAUUCACAUUUUCAUAGGCCUUGUUUAUCUUCUCCCACUUCUCUUGUUGUUAAUUGAAUUCAUGACAUCAGUCUUAUCCACCCACAUCAAGUUGCAGCGUUCUGUUGGCAAUGUUGUAGUGAUGCAUAGAAAAAUUAGGUCCAAACAGUAGUGUCCUGUUUCUAGGACCAACAAAAAUAAAAUUCGGAAAGCAUAGGGUGUAUCAUUUCCUACUGAGUCUUAUGUUUGGGGCAGCCAUACAGAGAACAGCUUGCAGCUCUUGAUUCCAUCCGGACAGCACAACAUAUGGAGGUAUACUUAUUAUUUUUUUUGUCAACGCACUAAACAAGCUAUUAGUUCAUCUCCAGCUUUAAUAAACAUUCAGAGCUUAAGAGUUUAAUUGGACUUGCCAUGGAAUGUUCACAUGAGUCUCCAUGCAUGUGUGCAUAUGCAGAUGUGUUUUCCAUAUGGGAAAUUUAAGAAGUGGCAUCUUAGAACUCAAAAGUGCAUUGCUGAAAGAGGUUUAACACUUAUGUAAAUUUCCUAGAACCUAGUUUUGUGAGGUGGACUGCAAAUUCCAGGUUACUUAAUGGGAGGAAGCCUUAACACAGUUAAAGCCAUGAUUGAGGUUUGGCUAGGAUUAUAGGCAUCUGAGCUGUGAGCAAAGAACUCCCUAGUUCAAAUCAUACUGAUCACGAACGCUUGUUUUUGACACCUGCAGUGCAGGCAACUCCCCGUUUACACAGGGGUUGCGUUCUGAGGCACUGUGCAUGUUGGUGGGACAUGCAUAAGCAUGCCCUGUUCUGCCCUGCACCCUUCCAGAGCAAAAAAUGGUGCAUGCAUCAAUGGACAUGAGUGCCAUUGGGGAGUUGCCUGUAUAGGAUAGCAAUGCUUAUAGGAUAUUGGACAGACUUAUGAAAUUAUUAUUGAAUUAUUGUUGUCAUCCCCCGCUCAGAGUGGCUGAGGAAACUCAGCCAGAUGAAUGGGGUAUAAAUAUUAUCCUGUUGAAACCUAGUUCCUCAAAAGACUAGAAGUGUCUUUCCCCAAUAUUUUAUUGAAAGCCUCCAAAGGAAAAUAUUGUAUACCUUCAUUAUGGAUCUUUAUAUGUUUUCCUGAUGGGUAGUGUCAGGGGUUCAGGGAGAGAGGCACAGGGUAGGCAGGAGAUGGAGAGCGAUGGGGAGGAAUUCCAAGCCAGCGAGGAAGAGGAUGACAAUGACUCAAGAGAUUCCAUGAAUCUUUCCAGCGAAUCAGAGGAUUCCCAGAAGGGGGGCGCCGGUGGUCAAGGCCAGGGAGCCCCAGGGGGAAGUGUCAGGAGCAGGGUGCCAGCGGAGGAUCCCAAAGUGGCAGCUGGGCGUCAGGACCAGCCUCCCCACCAGAGUGCAGCGAAGGGGUGGAGUUUCCAGUGUGUCAGAGGAAGCAGCUCCAGCAGCAGAGAAAGGAGGGGGUCAGAGCAAGCCACCCUCCCGGAAGGGGAGGGAGCAGUGAAGGGAGUAGUGUAACUGUCAAAAGGAAAGUUAGAGGUUUGGCGCGCGCGCCUAGUUCAAAUGUAGAGGCGCGCGGAAGUGCAGGGAGCCCGGAGGAGGGGCCAGGUCCCAAAGCCCGCAGGAGGGGGAAGAGCAGUCUGAUUCCGCGUCAGAGGAAUCCAGGAGGGGCGAAACCCCAGUGGGCAGAAGGACCCUGCGGAAAAGGAAGGAGAGAAAGAGGUGGAGCAGCGCAAGUCUCUUAAAUUGGUGCAGGGGGGGACUGACUCAGAGGGGACUUCAGCGGUCUAGCGUAAGAGACGUAAGGCUGCGCGCCUAGGAUGUCAAGCAAACCAUGAACUGCAAUAAACACCUUUGUAUAUAAGAAGACAUAGGCGUUGGUCUUUUGUGAGCUAAGACUUGAGGCAGCCUUGACAGGUAGCAUAAAUGAUUAUCUCUCUGCAUUUGUAUACCCUUUUAGACAGGGAGAAAAGUUGGUCUUGAUCUCUGAUAGGCUAACACGUCUUGAUUUUUUCAGCCUUUUUGUAAUGGAUUUGUUUCCUAGGCCAUCUACGCCCGUAAAUUUCUCGUGAAUCAGUUCAUCACAAUCCUCCUUGGAAUUGUGGCGGUUAAACUGAAGAAAUGCUGAUUCUUAACCGACUCAUUUUCGCUGGUGAAGUUUCUCUUACGGAGCCUUUUGAAUGCAUCCUCCCACCCUAUUCUGUCGUAUGCCUAUUUAAGGCAGUGGCUUUGGGUUUGCAUUUCUCAGGAGGAUGUUAUGCAGACUUGGCACCAUGUUUGAGGGUGCCCUGGGCAAAGUGCCCUGGUACACACACACCCCAGUAAAACUUAUCAGGUGUUGGGCCAGGAACAUUUUGUUCUUUUUUUAUAUAAAAAGCUUCUUUUACUAGGGCAGACUGUGAAGUGACGUGCUGGCUGAAGCUGCCCACCGUUUCCACUUUCCCGGAAUACUUCUGGGUCCUGCUAUGUCAUGCCUGGUGCUGAUCUCAGACCUGAUGCCACGCUCCUCUUUCUGGAUUUAUUUGCUUUGUAUGAUGCUGCUUCUAUUGUAUUCUCAUGCCGUAUGCAGUCUUGUCUGUUACUUUUCAAAAAAUUUUGCCUAUAAUAUUUUAUUCAAACAUUUUCACAAUAAGCUUCAAAUCAAAUACCGUAUUUUUCCGUGUAUAAGACUAGGUUUUCCCCCUAAAAAAUAAUGUCCAAAAUUUGGGGGCGUCUUAUACAUGGGGGCCAUCUCUCCCUAUUUUCUUAAAUCUGAGUCCCCCAAAAUAGGGGGCGUAUUAUACAUGGGGGCGUCUUAUAGAUCGAAAAAUACGGCAAUUACAUUGUUUCAUAAGCUGACUUUCUUCCCUCCACUGUACAUUGUUUUUACUCACACCUUUUCCACCGCAUUAUGCCUUUUAUCUAUUACAAAAGGUUUCUCUAUUACAGUUAAGUCUUGUCGGUUACUUUCAGUGCAACCGUGAUAUCGCUGCAGGAAGAACUAACUCUCGUUCUUUCUCUUUCCGCAAAAAGGGAAUCCGCUUUGACCCAGAAAUUCCCCAGACGCUCCGGCUAGAGUUCGCCAAGGCCAACACGAAGAUGGCCAAGAGCAAAUUAGUGGGGACGCCAAAUCCAAGCACUCCUGCCACCCCCAACACUUUACCUCAGUUCAUUACCAGGGAGCCGUGUAAGUAUGUGAGUGUGUGUGUCUGUGCUUCGUCAUAAAAGAGCAAGCAGUGGUAUGUGCCUUAGAUAGGAAUGCUCGACUUGUUUGCAAAUUCCUAUAUGACCUGUCCUGAUCUCCACCUCCUGGACUAAUGUGUGGAUUGGAGCGUAGUAGUUCUUUGGAUUUUGCAGUUUUCACCUGUGGCGAAACAGGAAGUGCCUGUGCUGCCUGCCUCUGGUAUUGGAAUCAACUUUGAGUGAGAUCUUGCCCAAAAUUGGUGCCAGUGCCAGCAGCAGGGCAGGCGGGGUACUCUGCCACCCGAGUCAGCGGCCUCACUCUGCCUAAUGGCUAUGCUGGCCCUGCACUUCUCUGAAUUUUCAGCAUGUUUAUCUACAAUAUUUAGGGAGCAUUUUUAAGGGUGCUGUGGCAACAGUCUCUGUCUUAGAAUGUUGGUUGCACCAAGCAGCUAUAAAGUGGAGACAGGGGAAAAUUCAAGCAAAGCAAAAGGAGUGUGCAGGUGUGAGAGUUUUGAGCCCCUUCUCCCCAAAGAAUGCUCCCCCUCCCCUUCUCCCAAGUUGCUUUCCCCAUAGCCAGACCCGAAGGCAGUAAAUCAGGACUCCAUAGGGAUGAUCUGGAAGGUGGAACAUAUUUGAACUUCCAAAACGCUUUUGAUAAAAGUGCCUUACCAUGGACUCCUGAAGACAUCUGGCAGUCAUGGAAUAAGAGAGCAGGUCCACAUAAGGCAAAGUCACUGAUAAUAGGAAGCAGAGGGCAGAAUUUUAUGUACAGUUGUCUUAGUGGGGGGGGGGGAUAAGCAGUGAGACCCCCCCCCAAGCAUGUGAACUGGCACUAUUUAACUUGUUCAUGAACGAUCUGGAGUUGGGGCAGCAGUGAAGUUGGCCGAUGGACACCAAAUUAUUGGACAUCUGGCAAAGCCUGACUGUGGCUUAAAAUUAGGCGAAUGAGUAACCAAAUGUCAAAUGAGAAUUUAGUGAAAGUAAUAAGUGGUGCAUAUUGCAGAAAACAAAACAAAAUACAAAGCAACUUUUCUGUCUGAAACCUAUUAUUUCUACUUUUCCACUUCAACCGGCAGCAGAGUUGCACUCAGUGCAGGCCAGUGUCAUUCCCGUUUUCCACAAAAUGGCCCCAGGAGAAUGGAAUACUGUUGUUCCCAUUGAGCCAUGUUGCGUCAAAAGGUUUGGGCUAUUCUGCUGUUUCCCCUUAUUUACACAUGAGUCAUUUCCUGAAUAUCUUGGGAGCACUCCAUCUAUUCAGAAACAUCUGAGGUGGCCCUGAUUUGCUGCUGCUCUGAUAGGUAGGGGUUGCCAAAUUUGCUAUUAGAUAAACUCACGGUGCGUAUCACGUGUGUCAUCACAUUUGUCCCUUGGCUUGCUCUUUGCUGGAAUACGACUGUCAUGGCUACGUGACAGACCUGAUGUCUUCCUUUCCGAGAGCGCAAGGUAAAACUGCCUGAGAGAGAAAAGCAACAUAAAUGUGUAACAUAAUUUUGUAUUUUAUUUUCUCUGUAUGUUUGCUAGAAUCAUGAAAAAGUAGCUUGAAUAAGCAUAGGAAAUGGAACACAUUUGGGAUUCCCAAUUUUGGAAAAGACUGGUGCAGUUCAUAUGUCACAUUAAACUGUAGUUUACAGCAAACCAUGGUUUAAUGUGAACGAGCAUUAUGUGAACGACCCAAAGCAAACUGGUUACUGCUUGUGGUAUGUUUCAAGGAAGUAAACUAUGAGCCCAGGCUUGGACAACAUGUCUUCCAGACAGGCUUGUUUCGUGCGCUGUGUGGAGCAUGCACCGGGAAGCUGCUUGGUUACAGGGGUCAGCAGACUUUUUCAGCAGGGGGCCGGUCCACUGUCCCUCAGACCUUGUGGGGGGCCGGACUAUAUUUUGAAAAAAUAAUAAUGAACGAAUUCCUAUGCCCCACAAAUAAUCCAGAAGUGCAUUUUAAAUAAAAGGACACAUUCUACUCACAUAAAAACACACUGAUUCCCGAACUGUCUGCGGGCUGGAUUUAGAAGGCAGUUGGGCCGGAUCCGGCCCCUGGGCCUUAGUUUGCCUACCCGUGCGUUAAACCUUGGUUUGUUUUAGGCUAUGGUUUGAUGUGAUAUGCAGUUCACCCCUGUAUAUCUCAAAGAUUGAGCAAAUGGUCAUCACUGUAACACUUUGGCUCAUGUUGUGUAUGCUUGGAGGCUUGUUCAUUUUUGGCCCCAGUAUUGUUCCUGGUUCAACAGAGGUUUGCAGUACAUUUUAAUACUUGAAGAACCUGCAAAAUCAGUUUUACUGGAGACAAUGGUAGGAUGAAGAAAAACAACAACAGCAGCACACACAUGUAGACACCACUACCAAUAAUGAUUGUCUUCAACUCUCUUUAGAAUAGUUGUCAGUCUCCCAGAGUAUUACACCGGAUAGGUCAUAUUUCUCAUAAAGGGGUGAUUUUGUAGCUGAGCCAAUGCGACUUUUUGUUGUUUUGCCUGGCUCAACCCUUUGUUUCCCAUUAUACAUUUCACAUGUUGGGAAAUGGCCCCUGGGACGCCCAACGAUGAUAGCAUUCCAUCUGAACACGUGACACGUCAUAGUCCCUGAUCCCAAGGAGCUUGCAGCCGAAAUGUCAACAGAGAGAAGAGAACAGGGAGAGGACGAAAUGCCAGAGGCGCAAAGGGAGCUGAAGGGUAUGUGUGGCUGCAAGUGCCCUUUCUGCAAGUUCCAGCAGAGCAGCUUCCGAAAAGAGGGGCCCAGGUUACAUGGCAGCGUCCCUUAGUGUUGCAUUCUUGCUAAACUCCUCCUGGCUCACAUAUUUCGGGGAAGGUUCUGGAGCUCUUGCGUGUAUUUAUAGGCUUGUUGCUCUCUGCUUGAGAAUGACCACAAAGCUUAGGAAUGAAUGGCGGAAGGGAACGUUGUUAGCAUUAGCCCUUGCCAACUUUUACUGUUUAUCUUGCUUUUAAAACCAACAGGACAAACACUUAAUCUCUGCUGUAAUUAAAGUGCAUCCCUGUCAGCUCCCACUGGGGCUUUGCUUGGAUGUUCUCUGCCAUCGUGUCUUGUGGGUGGAAGAAGAGGAUUUCUUUAAAUCUGAGGGUAGUGCGGAUGGCUCAAGACUCCUUCAGUGUGAUUCCAACCUUCCCUGAUGCAUUGCCCACCUCCUCUCAUACCUGGAAAGAAGCUCAGGGGCACUUGGGCAAAGCAAAUCGUGAUAGGAGGAGAAGUAACAGGUUGAUAGUUGCCAACUCUACCCUUGGGUAGUCAAAACAGCUGGGGAGGGGAGCAGUCCUAGCAGAGGAUCACAUCCUCUUCUUCUGUCCCUGAGUGGGAGUGAGGGGACAAUAAGCCACCCACUUCUCCCUGACUGUUGUGGCACCAGCAGUUGAUGCUGGGCUUGUAACAAAGACCAGUUCCACUAUAUUGGAAGAAAUGGAUCAAGCCUCUUCUAACCUCAGAAAUAAUUAUUAUUAUUUAUUAAAUUUCCAUGCCACCCAUAAUAACAUGCACAUACCCCAGGCCAUGGGGGACGUGGGUGGCGCUGUGGGUUAAACCACAGAGCCUAGGACUUGCUGAUCAGAACGUUGGCGGUUCGAAUCCCGCGACGGGGUGAGCUCCCGUUGCUCCUGCCAACCUAGCAGUUUGAAAGCACGCCAAAGUGCAAGUAGAUAAAUAGGUACCGCUCUGGUGGGAAGGUAAACGGCGUUUCCAUGCGCUGCUCUGGUUCGCCAGAAGCGGCUUAGUCAUGCUGGUCACAUGACCUGGAAGCUGUACGCCGGCUCCUUCGGCUAAUCAAGCGAGAUGAGCGCUGCAACCCCAGAGUCGGUCAUGACUGGACCUAAUGGUCAGAGGUCCCUUUACCUUUUUACCCCAGGCCAUAGAUUGUUUAAUUAGACAAAGGCCCGGGAGAAGAGAAAUGUAUUUGCCUGGUGCCUAAAGGUGUAUAAUGAAGGCACCGCAUUCCACAAACGGGGAGCCACUGCAGAAAAGGCCCUACCUCGUGUUGCCGCCCUCCAAACCUCUCAUGGAGGAGGCACACAUAAAUCAUUCUGAAAUGAAGCCGAUUAAGGUUGAGACGCAUCUUUCCUCACUACCCACUAGAUUAAGUAAAGUGGUAGCUUGUUCACAAGCUCUCAGAGAAGACAGGGAGCUGCACUCCUGCAGCCCAGCAUGGCAUGUGGAUUCUGCUGUUAUGGAAAUGUUUGGUUCUUGGAUGUUUCAUAUACAGAAUGGUGAAGUCUAAGCUGGCAACCGGGAAAGAGGUAUUUGGCGCCCGGUGAUUGGCUCAGUGUAUAUUUCAGCUCUGGCAUGGUGGUGCUUAUGAAAAAUUCAAGUUCGGUGCAAGGCAUUGUUAGGGAAAAGACUGAAAAUAAAAAGCUGCCUGUAUGAUAAUUGCUAUUUUAGUAGGAUUGCAUUUGAAGUGUGUGCUUUUCAGGUGACCUAUCCCAAAAGGUGAUCUGGAAAAGGCACAGGAAACUGCAACCCAAACAGUCAAUGGAUAAUUGCACCUUUCUUUUUGCAAAGCAAGGAUGGAGCUGAAAUUAUGAGUGGUUAUCCUGGCUGCCCUAGAUUCGUCUAAACUCUUCAGGGAUGGGUGACUAGUGGAGGUAGGGAGAAGCACUGGGUAGGAGGCCUUCAUGAAUGGUGGCAAAGGAAAGAGGAGGAAUAUGCUGGUAUUGUAACUUAAAUAAGGUACCUGAACCACUGAUAUGUUGUUGUACUGCUGUGAAAGGGUAGAAGAUAACCUUCAUUAUCAUAUAGACUCUUGAUUUUGUUCUGUGCAGAAUGGCAUUCUGUGUGCCCCCUCUCCCUCCCAUUCUUAAGAUGACUGGAUUGUUCUUCAUUGGGGAGACAAAUGUAGUGGGGUAGCUGAGACUAACCUCUGAGUUAGGAAGUCCUGAGUUCAAAUCUUGACUAUGAUUGGCAGGCCAAGAACAACCUUGGCUUCACAUUGUGGUUUGAAGCAAGCUAUGGUCCCUGGUUUAGAUGUAACAGGGUACUGUGGUUUGUUGCCUAGGCUCACACCAGGGGAAGAGCGAAGCGGGAGCCACCAAGGCAACCAUGGUAAACAGUUAACUAUGGCUUACUAUGAUGUGUAUCUAGCUCAGGAUGCAAAGUGCCACAGCCAUAAGAGUUCAUUCGCCCAGAGUCUGUAUUCUUUCAUCAGAAUACUUUUGAGUGGCUCACUUUCCGCCUCUUAACAACAGCUGUAGACUGCCUUGCAUUUCUUUCUCCAGCCGACAAAACGCCCAGUUUCCUUUCGGACAAUAACCCUUUUCCUUAACGUAAGUUGCAGACUUUGGCGCCCUAACUCACAGCAGAAUUUUUGUACCUGCUCUUCGGAUUCCGUUUCCUAAGGAGAAGGCAGAGGGAGUCGGAGGGACCUCCUUGAGCUCUGCUUGUGUUUGCCGUUUUGUUUCCUGCAUUUGCUGUUUUUAUAACCAUGAACUCUCCUUAUUCUUCUCUUGCAGAUGAGCUCACAGUGCCUGCACUUUACCCCAGUAGCCCUGAAGUGUGGGCGCCGUACCCUCUCUACCCAGCGGAGUUAGCACCUGCUCUACCCCCGCCUGCUUUCACCUACCCUGCUUCACUGCAUGCCCAGGUAAUUUAUACCAAUCAGUCACACCUUCACCCACGUUAUACCACCUGAUCCUCUCCAGUGCACCCCAAACGACUAACACCUGUCUGGCUAACAGGCACCCCAGAGAGAUAUUAAUGACCACAUCUCGAUCAAGCUGACGCAUUCUCCUUGGGACUACUGGGGAACGGACUUAGGAAAAAUUGACAGCACCCCACUGCCUGAUAGAACCGUGAACACCUUUCUCCUCUCGAGUAAUUUCACUUCCGUUCACACGAGGCAGCGAGAAAUAUCUGCCGGGUCUUUGCACACAUAUAUACCCCCUUGUAUAUAUGGACUCUGCUUCCCAGGCUUGCCUUUGCCACAGUUUUGCUUCAAAGUUCCAAGGCUAAAUUGUCUUUACAACGGAUAAGGGGAAGGUGUGCAAGAGCGUGUUUAUGUACACGUGUGUUUCUAAAGCCAGAGAGAAGGGAGGUAGACGGAGCAAAAGUCUGGCCUCUUAAGUCACAUGGGGGAAUUUGCAUUGUGAGCAGUUACCAUAUUUUUUGCUCUAUAAGACGCACCAGACCACAAGACGCACCUAGUUUUUGGAGGAGGAAAACAAGAAAAAUAUUCUGAAUCUCAGAAGCCAGAACAGCAAGAGGGAUCGCUGCGCAGUGAAAGCAGCAAUCCCUCUUGCUGUUCUGGCUUCUGGGAUAGCUGUGCAGCCUGCAUUCGCUCCAUAAGACGCACACACACAUUUCCCCUUACUUUUUAGGAGGGAAAAAGUGAGUCUUAUAGAGCAAAAAAUACGGUACUUCAUACACGUUCUGAACUGUAGCAAAACGAAGUUACCGAGCAAAAACUUAACUGCGAUGUGCAUAUGACCACUUGUAAUCCAGUUGCCUGAAUUGUUCUCCGUUCCCAGCGAGUCAGAGAAAAUCCUGAAUUGUUGCUUGGACAUGAUGUUGGGCUACAGAAGAGCUAAUGAAGCAGCGCUUAACCCAGAUAAUAUGAGAUGCUGACAAUAGGCCUGCUGAGCUGGGAAGGAGCGUUCAGGCUGUUUUUCGAUGCGGGUCACACUCCGUCAGGAAAAGCAGGUUUACAGCUUAUUCCCUUUGAUCCUGCUUUUGUUACUUGAUACUCAGAGGUCAUUGGCAGCAAGGAGUGCCUUUUUUCCAGCUCCAUGUUGGCUAGCUGUUCUCUUUUCUAGUGGCUAAAGAAAUAAGUCAUGGGGCGUUCUUGCAGGCUUGGAUAUUGCAGUGUGCUCUAUGGGGGCAACCUUUUGAUAAAUGUCUGAAAGUUACAGCUGCAGAAAAUAGGCUCUUGUCCAGGAGUGGAGAUUAUUACACCCAUUAAAGAGCUGCAUUGGUUCUCGGUAUCUGGCCCAUUUCAGAGUGCCGGUACUGACCUUCUAAAGCCUUAAAGAGCCUGGAUAUUCAGAGGUUUGCCUAUCUUAAGACAUGAUGGGGAAACAUACAGAUGUGCAACUGAGAUACUGCUUUGUGAACCUAGUUAGUGGAGGCGUGGGCGAUGGCAGUGAGAUUUAGAGUCUGCCUUGAGAGGCCUGCGUGGCUGACACUGCCCUUUCCCAGCUUUUAGGAAACAUGUUAAGGUCUUCCUGCUUGAGUGGCCCUUUUUGGUUCUCUGGAGUUGGAGGAAGAAGUUGCUUUUGUUUCUCUGCAGUUCUGCUUGGUUGGUUUCAGGCUCUGUUGUUGCUAUGGGGUGUUCUGUGUUCACUGAAGUGAUGAUUUCAUUGCCACUUCAAGAGGCCGACAGGGCUGAUUAAGCAGAGUAUACAUUUUUAAAUAUAUCUCUGUGCCAAGAGCUUUGAAUUUUAUUGCAUGGUUUCACCCAGUCAGAAAUCUAGGAAGGAAAACCCCCUUGCCUCUUGGCAAGCUAGUCUUUGUAACAUUCUUUUGAGGGAUCUUAUGUACACUUUGUUAAAUUCCCACCUGGUGAAUGGCUUUCCAGCUAUUGUGGGGCAGCUCACAACCCCCCUCCCCCCUUUUUGGCAAGUGCUGAAACAAACAUGUCAAUAAGUAAACUGAAAAUUCUGAAGAAGUGUGCAUGCACAUGAAAGCUUAUACCCAGAACAAACUUAGUUGGUCUCUAAGGUGCUACUGGACAAUUUUUUAAUUUUUUAAUUUAUUUUGACUGCGUCAGACCAGCACGGCUACCUACCUGACUGUGGGAUAAUGUAACACAUGAUGCAUUAACACAAGGAUCAGACAUAUUUUAGAGUCGGUAUAUGGGUCAAUUGAACAUUUCUCGGUAAGGAGAUCCAUUUUCCUGCCUGUAACUCAGUACCACCUUGGUUCUUGUUCCGGAAGUCCAUUCAAGUUCUGUAAACGUUCGCAAACCAAGGCUUCCUGCACUCAAUCAGAAGCUGCAGAAGCAACGUCCAACGUUUGGGUUCCAAAGAACGUUCGCAAACCAAAACACUCACUUCCGGGUUUGCGGCAUUUGGGAGCCAAAACGUUCGAGUCGCAAGGCGGUUGACAACCAAGGUACGACUGUAGUUUUAAAUUCUAGUAGGAGGAUGUUAGGACACUUUCGUGAGGACUGAACACAACAUAACCACUAGGUUAGGUUGGGGGGGGGGCAUGGAGCAGGUUUUCACAUAGAGAUCAAAUACGGUUCUAAAACAGAGAACUUUAGGAAACCUCAAGUAAAUAUCUCAUCCCCUAAAUCCCGACUAGGUGUUGUGUUUAUUCCAGCCUCAGGAAUUAUGAUCAAGUCCUAGUGUUUACAACUUGAUGAGAGCUCUUAAUCUUCUUUAGUGCCUGGAUUCAUGGACCUUGGUAAAUUCUGUGGCUACAUGGACCAUAGUUAAGAUAGCCUGACCUCAUUCUGUAUGGUGAAGCAUGAUAAUAUCAUCUGAUGCUUCUUUAAUCCAGGCCAUAUCUCUUCUUAAAGUCCAUCACUGGUAAUCGGCCUGAAUGUACCCAGUGCUGUAUAGCAUUGUUGAAACUUAAGUGACCUGACUUGGGAGGCCAGCGCAAGUUGCUCAGUGCUCUUGGAAAAGAAGUAUGCAGUGUGCAUUAUUAAAAGACAGGAAUAAAGGUUUGGCCAGGCUAGCUGAUGCCAAGGAACCACAUGAUUGAUUGACUGAUGUUGCAAUGUGCAUAAUUUCUGGCCAUACCUGUAAAGAUUACAAGGAGAUAAUACAACUUUAAAUCUUUCGAAUGGAAUGCCUUCUGGCAGUUUUUUUGUCUCCCAUGAAUAUUGUCUGUGGCUAAACCAGUUCAUCCUACAUGAGUGCAAAAGGGCAGGUCCCUACCCAGAUAGUUUACAAUCUGUAAUUUGUCAUGAGGAAACCACAGAGGAAGGGGAGGAAAGUGGAGGCAGGACUUAACAAGGGGAAGAAUGUGUCUUAUUUCAAUGGCGAAGCCUUGGGCUUAGUUACAGUGGCAUGUGAGGACCAGGGGUUUUCUGAAGCUUUCUCUGGAACAGUAGUCCUGAACUAGGGCAUUUAGGCAAGGGCUUAGCUUUGAAGGCACAUGAAGCGAUUGCUAAUCAGUUGUGUGUGCGUGGUUAAAAAAAGAAUCUUACAGCAGUAGUCAAACUUAUUUGAAGUUAGGCACCAUCAUUCUGCUUUGCUUGUUUCUCGUAGAACAGAGGUGGUUAACUCCCAAGAGACUGCGAUCUACUCACAGAAUUAGGAACUGGCAGUGAUCUACCCCCUUUUUGGGGGUUCAGGUCAAAGUUGUUGAGCCUUUUUUACCAGUAGAUCACGAUCGACCUGUUGGACAUCCCUGUCAUAGAACACUACAUUUUCUUACCUUAAUUGAAAAUCUAGUGGAAGACAAGAUGCUUGAAAAUGUCCCUUUCCUAAAAUUUCCCCACUCUGAAGCCUGAGUCUCUCUUCUUGGUUAAAAGUAGCAAGCACCCUUUUUAUUUUUUGAGAGGCACUUUUGUUGCUGGAGAGGCAGCCACCUAGGAGGCCACUAGGUUCUCUGAGUGGUCCUUGGCGCAUCGUCUGUGGCUAAACCAGUUCAUCCUAUAAGAUGGGCAGGUCCCGAACCUGCAAGAUACACACCAAGAAGCAGAUAUCUUAUUCUUUUCUGGCACAUUAGAUAGGUCAGGUUCUCGUGUCAGCUGGCUGGGCUGGAAGUCACAGGGCAAGUCUCGCAACCCUCUUUUUCAGGGAUGGCCCCAGCUUUGCGGAGGCGGGGAUGGUGUGUAUUCUCCUCCGCAAUUUUCCAGCCGGGUUGUGCUAACGUAAAAUUCAAAACUGAACAUGAAGACGGGAGUAUGAUGGCAUUCUGGAGCAAAUGAAACCUUUGCCCAAGCAACAGCCUUCCUCCUCUUAAAAGGGAAUAAAAGUUACAGCCUGAAAACUUGGGGAAAGAAUAAAUGAGAACGCAACCAGAGCUUGAGGAAAACAGUUUCUGACAUGGAGGGAAAGGGGAAAUAAGCUUCAAGUGGAACACUAUCUUUUAUUCACGACCUGCAGUGGGGCGGACUGCGAGCGCAGGACUGAAAAUAACCCCCCCAAGCUCCACACCUCUCUGGCAAAGUGGGAGGCAAGAAUGCCAAGUAAUGUAUGUUCUGUCACAAGGACUUUUUCUGCUCGCUGAACCUUGCUGCCUGGGACUCCUAAUGGCCCCUGAGAGCUGGCGCACUCUAGUUAAAAAUUAACAAACAAAGGGAGGGAAAAGUAAUUAAAUAUGGAUGGCGGUAAUCGCUGAGGAGCAUGUCUGGCCCGAACUGCUGCACGCUUGAGCGCUCCCGUGCAGCUCGGCACAUCCUGCAAGUUUAGAAGAACCCUGCGGUGAGCUUCCCGGGAAGAUUUGCCCAUUAAAUCUUCGAGGAGGGGCGGCUGCGCUAGUAGGGGAUGGGCGAGAGCGCAAGGCUUUCAGGUGGACACAAUGGGAGACCUGUGGCACAAGCUUGAGGAGUGAUGGAAUGGCGGCCAGGGAGGAAUUUAAAAGGGCAGGUCCUUCUUGGCAUCAUCUUUCCUCAAAAUAAAAGGCUUUCCGUAAGGUGUUGCAGAUCCCUUGCAUUGCAUUGUAAGGGCUGCAGAGUCAACAUGCAUUGCAAAACUGGGUGUGUGAGUGUUUACUGUGGAUCGCCGUGCUGCAAACUUCUUGUCUUUAUCAGGUUUGGUUUGUUCUUCCUCCUCCUGGAAGUAUUCCAUUACUGAAGGAUUUGUCUCUUCUCAAGCCCACCACUUUCCAAUCUCUCUUUUUUGACUUUCCCUUCUGCCUUCUCCACUCCACACUUAAUUUUUUUACAUGCGUGAACGUCCUCAGCCCCACACGAUCCCUAAAUGCACAACUGUUGAGCUGCUCUAGGCAGCAAAACAAACUAAUCCGUAACUUGCACUUUCUAAGAGCUCUGAACAUUCAGGUGACAAGGCGUGCGGUUUGUAGUGCUUCUGAUUUCCACACGCCAGGCCAUAUUAGGGUACUUUGAACUGUGAUCUCCCUCCACCACAGGCCCACACUGACGACAAAGAUUCUAGCUGGGUGGUUUCCUGCCUGUGCUGAGAAUGGGAGCUUGGAAUUGCUUGGGAAGAGAACACUUUUGACUUCCUGGGUAGACAGCAGUUUUAGCACCUAAUGCACUUUCCCAAACACUUGAGAUUUUUGCAUGUAGCUGCGUGUCAUUUACAUUUUACCUUUACCCUGUAGCAAUGGUGAGGCUUAGCAUCACAGCUGUCAGUCUUCCACCCAAGGUGGGCUGUUAAUGCAUCAAGUACAAGAUGUAUUGACAGCCUGUGCUGCCUUAGUGCUCAGACCUGGCCUGGAUAUGAAAUUGAAUCCACAGUGAAGUCCAAAUCAGAGAGAUGUAAUCAUGUCAUUUGCAUGUUGCUGGUAGAUCUAAAUGUACGUAUUGUGGAGUUGCUGAGAUUUCUUUAUAGAUGUAAAACUGGAGUAAAGGUAAAGGGACCCCUGACCAUUAGGUCCAGUCACGGACGACUCUGGGGUUGCAAGGGGAGCCGGCAUACAGCUUCUGGGUCAUGUGGCCAGCAUGACUAAGCUGCUUCUGGCGAACCAGAGCAGCGCAUGGAAACGCCGUUUACCUUCCCGCUGGAGCGGUACCUAUUUAUCUACUUGCACUUUGACGUGCUUUCGAACUGCUAGGUUAGCAGGAAAACUGGAAUAGUACUAUUCAAAGUACAUUUCACACUGGAUAUGUUCCUGCUUUGUUUUCUUCCUGUUUUUAGCCCUACCUACCGCAUUUCUCAUGAUGUCAUUUCAGUUGCCAUUUCAUACAUUGUCAUCACAUGUGGAUAUUUGCUGUUCUGUCCAAAAUGACUCCCUGAGCGUCAUGCAAUUCAUAAAUUGUAGUCUUGGAAGGGACCGCAAGGAUCAUCAAAGUUUCCAUUCAAGAGCAAUUGGGCUGCGAUAGAUGGCUUGUAGGUGUUAGAUUGGGCAGGCCAUGUGCUGUUGUUAGUCCAAGUGCCAGAAAGGUAUUUUGUGCUGGCCUCCUGGCACUGCAAGCCACUAUGUCUUAAUCUGCUUUAGCACUUUGAAAGCACGUUUGGCGUAAGAUGGAAGCAACAAACUCAAAGAAGAGGUGCUUUCUAUUGAGAAAUUUGGGCACAGCAAUGGCUGCGUUGGUUGUGCCGAUCCUUCCAAUGUGCCUGGAUUAGCAGUGGUUGGUAUCCUGAAUGUUGCAGGCACUGGCAGCCCACAACCAGAGCACCAGAUAACCCCCAAAACCCAUGUGGUCCUCUGCCGUAGAAUCUGUUGACAAACCAAGUGAUGCCACAGCUAGUUAUUACUGUGGUGAGUGGUGGGAUAUGAACAAGAAUAGUCCACUACAAACUAGGCUGUACCAUCGAUGGGUGGGUGGAAUUGAGAGGGGGAGUAAGGGCAAGCUUGCACAGCGCCAUGUGGGUCUUUCUUGCAAGACAGGCCUUCUGCGCCAUAAUAGUUGAGCAAAUCUAUAGGCAACUCGCCAUUUGCGCAGGGAUUGCAUUUGAGAUCAUCCCAUGCAUUGGCGGACUGUGCCCACCCACCCCUUUCUGCCCCAUUUUUGGGCCGCUUCCAGGUCCACAGUGAUGACCAUGCGUCAAUCAGAUGCGUGUAAAAAGGUUGCUGCCUGUUUCCUUGUUGUUUGGGCAGCCCAGGACCUCCAAACACUCUAGUACGUUUCCGAGCACAAUUCAAAGUAUUGGUGUUGACCUUUAAAGCUCUAAACGGCCUCAGCCCAGUAAACCUGAAGGAGCGUCUCCACCCCCAUCAUUCUGCCCGGACACUGAGGUCCAGCGCCGAGGGCCUUCUGGCGGUUCCCUCAUUGCGAGAAGCAAAGCUACAGGGAACCAGGCAGAGGGCCUUCUCGGUAGUAGCGCCCGCCCUGUGGAACGCCCUCCCAUCAGAUGUCAAAGAGAUAAACAACUACCUGACAUUCAGAAGACAUCUUAAGGCAGCCCUGUUCAGGGAAGUUUUUAAUGUGUGACAUCUUAGUGUAUUUUUGGUCUUUGUGGAAGCCACCCAGAGUGGCUAGGGAAAGCCAGCCAGAUAGGCGGGGUACAAAUAAUAAAUUAUUAUUAUUAUUACCCACACUUGUGCCCUGGGGAGGUUACUUUGGGGCUGCUAACACAACAAAAGCAAUGUGGAAGGCAACAGUUACAAGUUCCCGGUCUUAGCAGCCACAGCAGGCUUUCAGAUUCUCCAGCGGUUUAACUUCCUUCCUGGAGGCGCCCCCGUUAUCUUCCAUUACAGAAGAAUGUGAACAGCUAACGUUGAGAGGUGGACGUCAGAAAACAGAAAUAAAAUUCAAAAUGGUCUUGAUAGAAUGGUAAACUGCCAUUUUUUAUGUGUGGGGAGUUCAAUCCUCCUCAGUUUGCACAUGCAAAAGGUUUUCCCGUGUACCCAAAUGCUGCAAGAAGCAGGACUGAACUCCCUGCAAAUCAGCCAGUGUGUGAGGAAUUCAGUCCUGCUUGGUCAUUGUCUGCUGUUACCCAACUCCUGUGGGCCAACACUGACAGAUGGAUGGUACCACUCACACACCACACCCAUCCCCUGAUGUCAUUAUGAUGUCAGAUGAUUGACUGGUGAGUGGUUCUGCCCUCUUGUCAAAGUUUGCCCAAGGGGAAAGUGAGGGAGAGAUAAAGCCGAAAGCUUCCCUACCCCUGCGAUGAGAGGUAAUAGUUCAAUUUGACUGUGCCCUAGUCAAAUCUUAUCUGGACUCUGCUGCAUCCAGUUCUGGGCACCAAACUUGGAGACAAACUGGAAUUAUUUCAAAGGGAGCAGUGAAGAUGGCUGGUGGGAAAGCAAUCCUGUGCAGAAAGAUUGAAGGAGAGAAGCCUUGAGGAGACAUGUCAGAGCACUAUUCAAAAAUACUUGAAUGGCUCUUACAUACAGAAGAAAGACUCAUUCAAGACUAGAUUUGAUGUUGCUUAACUUACAAGGGAUGGGACGCGGGUGGCGCUGUGGGUUAAACCACAGAGCCUAGGACUUGCCGAUCAGAAGGUCGGUGGUUCCCACGACGCGAUGAGCUCCCAUUGCUCAGUCCCUGCUCUUGCCAACCUAGCAGUUCGAAAGCACGUCAAUGUGCAAGUAGAUAAAUAGGUACCGCUCCAGCGGGAAGGUAAACGGCGUUUCCGUGCGCUGCUCUGGUAACGCCAGAAGCGGCUUAGUCAUGCUGGCCACAUGACCCGGAAGCUGUACGCCGGCUCCCUAAGCCAAUAAAGCGAGAUGAGCGCCGCAACCCCAGAGUCGGCCACGACUGGACCUAAUGGUCAGGGGUCCCCUUUACCUUUACCUAACUUACAAGGGUGUAAAUUUGGCUUGAAUAUUAGGAGAAACUUGCUGAUGGUAAGAGCAGCUAAAAAUCGAAACUUCUUAGAAGUCAGGGGGGCAGGGCUCUUCCUUGCCUGAGGUUUUAAAACAAGCUGGAUGGUCACUGGCUGGGGAUGCUUCCCCCCAGUUGUACUGCAGGGUUGGAGUGGGAUUCAAAUGGUGCUGUUUAAGGACAGAUGAGCAUUCAUAUUCACACUUGUUCCAUAUCUUCUGUCUCCUUUCCUCCCCACUCUCCCUGCUUCUCAAGUACUGGGUUUGUAAUAUUUUUAAUCAGGCAAAUUAAUCUAUUUUUAAAACUUUUGAUCAAGUAACAAGGUUCCCUGAUUAACUAGGCAAACAUAAGUGUAUUUAAUUUUUUUAAAAAAACCACACACCAUUUUAGGGAAGUUGUUCACCGUUUUCUUGAACACACGAGGAGAUGCCUCUUUGAUUAAUUAAGGAUGGUGCUUGCUGCUUCAUCUAAAAGCAUACAUUGCCCCUCAAAACUAUUUUUAUCCCUUCGCUCACAUGGGCACAUUUAAUUCUCAUUGGAUUCCUUUAAGUUGUUGACAAGUCCUGUCAGAUGUACAGAUCGUACAGUAUUGACUGGCCCAACAGACCUAGAGGCAGAAAACUCUGUAGGUAAAGGCCUCCUCAUAAUGUUUUUUCCUCACUUUGCAUUUCUUCAGUGAAACUGAGUUGGAAAAGGGUCAGCUGGUGGUUCAGGACACUGUAGCAGUUUCUGCCAGGACUGCUUUGCACGCUGCACCAUUAAGCAUAGCCUUUAAGACUUCUGAAGCAUGAACGAGACAAGCAAAUGUUUUGAAAAGACUUGUGUGUCACGCAGGACUGGCUCGCUUCCCUGUCAAAUCUACAUGUGGGUCUGUUCCUGGGUGUAGUGGGGAAUAGCCCCAAGGAAUUAUGGGAGUUACUUGGGUUCUGUACAACCUCUUGGUCAGAGACUUCAGGGAUACGGUUUACGUCAAGGUGUAAAGAAGCCCUCUUUCCCCGCCAUUUCACUUGCGUACAUGACCUCCCACGCCAACACCACUGUUCAGUUAAAUAGGUGGCUGUUCUUCUAAACUAGGCUGCCGCUUGCCUUGUCUUACCAAGCAGAAAAAUCAUGGAACUUACUCAUGGUAGUUACAAAGGUGUAAGAGAGGGGGGUGUAGGUGCUGGUGGAGGAACUACAUUGUGUUCUUUCUCUGAGGUGUAGCUGCCAGAGAAAGACGCAUGUUGGGUUGGGAGCAGAACAGAAGGGGUACCAUGUUCAGAACUCUUUCCCUAGGCAUGUUUGCAUGGCACUGUCAUUACAAUUUUUAGGGCCCAGGUGAAUCCCUCUUUGCCAUGUGAAUUUUUGACAGCAUUUAAGAUCCUUGUGGACUUUCGCUAUUUUUGUGUUGCAGUGGCAACUAGGACCGCUCCAUUUGCUUGCUACAUUGCACUGCUGUUGCAGUGAAGUAAUGCUUUUGUCCCAGAAGUCUUUUGUUUGUUUGUUUGCUUGUUUGAAAUGAGAGACAGAGAUAGUUUAAAUGUUCACUUGUCUUUCACCACUGUAUUUGUACAUGACCCCUAUCUUUAAGAAAAGAAUCAUCUGCACAAGUCUUAGGUUGCAAUCCUACACACUCCUGAGAUUGAAUUCCAGUGUUGAAGCCAGUGAGACAUGCAUCUGAAUAGAAGGCGCACCUAAGAUUUCACCAUGGGUGUGUUUGGAAUUAGGCACCCAAACCAUAGUAUGGCUUUGAAUUCAUUAAUAAUAAUAUUUUAUUUUUUUUAAUUUUUAUUUAUACCCUGCCCAUCUGGCUGGGUUGCCUCAGCCACUCUGGGUGGAUUCCAACACAUAUAAAAACAUAAUAAAAUGCCAAACAUCAAUGCUAGCAAUCUAAUCCAGUAUAAAAAGUCACAAUAACUUUAAACAGCUUAUAUCAAACAAAGCAACAUUCAACAAUCCACCAGAAUCUAAUAGUAAAACCGUAGAGUUAAACAUCAGCACAUAAUAAUCAGUUUACACUUAUCAACCACAAUAGAGAAUUGCCAAUCUAUAAUCAAUAAAAAUAACAGCAAAUUGCAAUGCAUAAAAUACCACAAAAGAUACAAAAAGGGUAAAAUUGUGACAAGGACACACAACUUAUAAAACUAUUUUUUUAAAAAUAUACCUGAACUCCUCUCCUCAGCUGCUGCUGCUGUUCUCAAACUCAUGGUCUGGGAAAGGCUUCCAGGGCUGGAGUGUGGGCAGGGCAGAUGGAAACACCAUUGCCUGGUGAAGAAUUCAUUAAUGUCUGCAGUUUCAGAGCAAGGUGAAGCGGGUGGGGGGGGGGGAAUGACUGCGAGAGCUCCCUCUUGUGGUGAACUGAAUUCUGCCCCAAUUGAUUCUGCGGCCAUAGUGAUGAAGGUUUGGGAUUAUAGCACUCUUUCCCAAACCAAUUGAACUUGGCUCUUUGGAACUUGCUGUAUGUUACCCCCACACUUCUAAUUGCUACGUGAUAAAAGAUAAUCUUAGCAGCAGUCUCUGGCUUUGCUUUGCCCCUGCCCUCUUGCCUGACUUACUCAUUUGCGCACUGAACUCAGAAGAGGCCAGCUGCUCUAAAUGGGAGAGCAGGCUUUGUGCAGCUUGGAAAAAGAUGGUGCAAGGAGGUAAUUGGGCUUGUCAUCUAGGUAUUGACUUGUAGGGCAGGAGCUCUUCUUGGUCCUGUUUAGGUGUCUUGUAGGGUUUGCUUAAGGGAUGCAGGCGGCGCUGUGGGUUAAACCACAGAGCCUAGGACUUGCUGAUCAGAAGGUUGGCGGUUCGAAUCCCUGUGACGGGUGAGCUCCCGUUGCUCGGUCCCUGCUCCUGCCAACCUAGCAGUUCAAAAGCAUGUCAAAGUGCAAGUAGAUAAAUAGGUACCGCUCCGGCGGGAAGGUAAACAGCGUUUCCGUGUGCUGCUCUGGUUCGCCAGAAGCGGCUUAGUCAUGCUGGUCACAUGACCCGGAAGCUGUACGCCGGCUCCCUCGGCCAAUAAAGCGAGAUGAGCGCCGCAACCCCAGAGUCAUCUGUUGGUUUCUAUUUCCCUCACUGAGCAGCAACUGCAGUCACAAGACAUUGUUUUGCAUUCCACAGUCAGAGUUACUGUUGGAGUUUCUCACGGGAAAGGGAGACUGGAUGUGACGUACACUGGUUUCCUGUUUUUCACUGUGAUUCUCUCCGAGCUGAGAGAGGAGAGAGGAUGCAUUUUUCUGCUUCGGCAGAGGCAUGAUGUCUUUCUGUAAUAUACCAGCUUUGAACUGUAAAUAAAGCAAUAUAGAGUAUGUAACACAUUUUCCUCAUCCUUCCGCUGGGCACGACAGACUCUGCUUUAAAUCAACACGUGGUUAUGGGCUCCAGGAGUCGAAUCGGAGUGCCGGCAAAGGAUCGGAAUGCAGAGGGACGGAUCGGAAAGGAAUCUGCUCUGCGCGUAGAAGUGAUUGAUGAGGUAUGUGCUACUGCUCCGGGCAGCCUGCCAGCUUCAAGAUAAUGGCUUUAUGGCUGGACUUUGAACUUUUAAAGCCGGUUUUGCAAAUAGGCAAAAGGCUCCCAGGCACAAGUCACUAUGCUGGGGAAAUCGAAAGUAACUUUUAAGUGUGCCUUUGUAAUGAAGCAGCUGCAGCAGUGACGCAGCAAGAUUUAAAGCAGCAUAUGACGCUGAAGGCUAAUGCCAGAGUCAUGAUGGCCCUUCAGGAUGCUUGUAGGAUUCCUAAGCUCAACAAGAAUAAUUACAGCGACUGGGUUCAGUAUGCAGAGGCAAUUCUGCGGAAAGAGGGUUUGUUUGAGGUGAUUACAGGAACCCCCAGUUCCAGUUACAGAUGCAUGGGAAGCUAAGGAUUCCAAAGCAAGGGAACUCUUACAUUGAUAGUAUCCCCAGAAGAGCUCUGUCUAUUGCGUGAUAAGACCUCAGCCAGAGAAAUUUGGGACGCUCUGAAAGAGGCUCACUUAAGGACAGAAGCUGGAUCCACUAUGUUUUAUUUUAACAAGCUGCAUAAUAUGGCUCUUGCUGAAGGUGGAGAUGUGCGUUUACAUCUGAUGGAGAUGCAAAAUCUGAGACAUGAGCUGCAACAGAGAGGACUCAACUUUCCAGAGGCUGUGUAUUCUUUCAUGAUACUACAAUCUUUGGGUUCAGGUUGGGAGUCUGUUGCAACCCAGAUUGCUGUGCAACCAACUGCUCAGCUGACAGUGGACUUUGUUACUGCCGUGAUUUUAAAUGAAGCAGAUCGCCGGGGUGCUAGCUGCAUGGGCAAGGAGAGUCUUCACAGACGUCAUCCCAUAGUGCAGUGGAACCACCAGAUGGCGCCAAAGCUUUGAAGGCAGUGAAAUGCUACUCAUGUGGACGUCUAGGCCAUAUGAAGAGGGAAUGCAGACAUCCCAGGGCCAAGACAGAGCAGCGCAGCGAAGCUCAUCGCGCGGAAAAGGCCGAGGCAAAGGCAAAGGUCCGGUGUCUAGGACAACGCAGCACAAGGCUAUGGUUUCACGCUUCACUCCAAAGGUUGCAGAGGUCCAGAAGACGUCUAGAUCUUUCUUCGUUGUUGAUUCAGCGGCCACCCACCACAUGUGCAACGAUAAGAAACUGUUUGUGUCUUUUACACCGCAGGAAGGUGCGAUUCACCAGGCGGAUGACCACACUAUUCCCAGUAAAGGCUACGGAACUGUUGUUCUUCACAGUUUGGACUUAUCGAUACAGAAUGUGCUUUACGUGCCAGACGCCAAACAUAAUCUGCUCAGCGUUGGACAGCUGAAUGAGCGGAACAUUGACGUUUCCUUCAAGAACAAGAAGUGCAUCAUCACAAAGAAAAAUGAUUAUGUAUUGCAUGCAGAAUAUGUUGAUCAUUUGUUUGUUUUGUAUUAUGAUGAUGUGGUGCAGGAUGACACUUGUUGCAUUGCAGGUUCUAACAAAAGUUUGCAUGCAGAAUGUAUUCACGAUUUUCAUCGCAAAUUUGGUCAUUUGCAUUUUGAGGCAGUAUCUAAAAUGCCUGCCUUGGUUGAAGGUAUGACUAUUAAACCCUGCAGGUACCACAUGAAGUGCAAAGCAUGCGCAGCAAACAAGGUGAAAAUGGCUGCGAAAGGUAAGGUGUCUAGUAGGAAAGCUACAGAACCAUACCAGGUUGUUCAUGCUGAUUUGGUUGGACCACUUGCGCCCUCUUUGGGUGGAAAUAGAUACUUCAUGGUUCUCAUUGAUGCAUUUUCUAGAUAUAUUUUUGUGUACAAUCUCAAGCAGAAAUCGGAGGCUUUUCCUAGGUUCAAGGAAUUCUGUGCUUGGUUGGAAAAUGUGCAUGGUAAGAAGAUAAAGACUCUUUUCAGUGAUCGCGGGGAAUUCACUUCUCAGCAGUUUGAAGCUUUUCUGACUGAGAAAGGAAUUCAACACGAUUUGUCUAGUCCUCGCUCGCCAUGGCAGAAUGGACUUGCGGAGCGGGCAAAUCAGACAUUGCUUCAAGGUCUAAAAACCUUGCUGCAUGAUGCCAAUCUUCCAGAGAGUUAUUGGGCCGAAUCUCUCUCGUGUUUUGUUUACAGUUACAAUCGCAGAUUAUCUUCAGCGAUUGGUUGUACCCCCUAUGAGAAGAUGUUUGGCAAGAAGCCAUACAUCAAACACAUGAAGAUUUUGGUUCUGACAUGUGGGUUCACUCACCACAAAACUCCAAGUUAGACAAGCGUGGAUUGCAUGGUAUCUUUCUAGGUUAUCAGAAAGGGUCUUACAGAAUAAUGAUGACUGACUCUAAGACAAUUAAGCUCACGAGAAGUGUUGAGUACAAUGCAAAGUGGGGGAGAAUGUGGGAAUUUUCCAAUGUUAUCCUGAUGACGGUGAUGAGACUGAGGAUAGUCAAAAGCAACCACAACAGCCCACACCCACUGAUGAAGGUUCUGAGUCUGAAUCUGAAACUGAAUCGGGUGAUUCAGAGGAUUUCAAGAGUGCGAAAGCCUCUAUGCGACCCUCUGAAAGCUCUGAUCAAGAAUUGGAGGAACCAUUGUUCACAAUAGGUCGUUUUUCUCCUAAGAAGGAAGAGGAGAGUGUUGAAGACUUAAGGAUAAUUCGUAGGUCACAGAGAGCCACAAAAGGCAAACCUCCAAAGAGAUUUGCUGAUGAGUUUGCUAAGAUAGCAGUAACAGCUGUUAAAAGCUCCAAGAAGGUAUUUGAACCUUCAAGUUUCCAAGAAAUCCAGGGUUUGGAUUCAAAGGAAGCUGAGCCAUGGUUAAAUGCCAUGAAGGCUGAGCUUGAUUCCUUAGAAAGGAACAAAACAUGGGAGCUAGUUCCAGUAGUUCCAGGAAUGAAACUGCUUGGAAGCAAAUGGGUCUUCAAAGCGAAGACAGAUCAAAAUGGCAAGAUAGUCAGACACAAAGCCAGAUUGGUAGCCAGAGGUUUUGCACAGGUACCAGGUGAAGACUAUCACGAGACCUAUUCACCCACAGUGAGAUAUGAAAGCAUUAGGCUUAUGCUCAAGCUAGCUGCAGAGGAAAAUCUACACAUUAGUCACCAUGAUAUUAAUACAGCUUUUCUGUACGGAUCUCUAGAUGAAUCACUUUAUAUGCUUCCACCUGAUGGCGUACAGGUAAAACAGGGAUUUGUUUGUGCUCUGAAGAAAUCCCUUUAUGGUCUCAAACAAAGUGCACGGUGUUGGCACACAAAACUCACUGAAGUAUUGUUUUCUCUAGGUUUUCAGCAAGGGAAAGCUGAUCCAUGUGUAUUUGUCAAAGAGGAGGGGCAAAAGAAACUGUACUGUUUGUUUUAUGUUGAUGAUUUAUUAUUCUUUUGGAAAGAUGUUGCAAUGUACAAUAGCGCCCUAGCUCAACUGAAAGAGCACUUUGACAUGAAAGAUCUUGGUGAGGUAAACAACUACCUAUCUCUGGAAAUAGAGAGAGAUCAAGAUGGUAACAUUCUAGUACACCAGUCACGGAAAAUUGCUGAUGUGUUAAGCAAACUAAAUCUGAUGGAUGCUAACCCUGUAGACACACCGAUGACAACAGGUUAUCAGGUAGAUGACACUGAAGAAGCAUUUUCUGACACUACACUGUACAGGAGUGUGCUAGGCAAGCUAAACUUCAUUGCCAGAUGUUCAAGACCAGACAUUGCUGUUAGCUGUAAUUUGCUAAGCAGACAAGUCAACAAUCCUAGUGUCAAGGAUUGGAAAGCUCUGAAACGCAUAGCGCGGUAUUUGAAAGGCACUAUGCAUUACAGACUGAGAUUUAACAAUCAGAAGUCUGGUGGUCUUGAGAUAUUUGCAGAUGCAAGUUUUGGAAGUGACGCUACAGACAGGAAAAGUACGUCUGGAGUUUGCUACAUGUACAAUCAGAGUCUGUUUGAUUGGUCAUGCAAGAAGCAAACAACAGUUAGCUUAAGUACUUGUGAAGCUGAACUGAAUGCACUGUCUUAUUCACUUAAGGAUUGUGAAUGGUUAGUACAAUUGUGCAAAGAUAUGAAAAUUCCUGUCAAAUGUCCAAUCCAGGUUUACCAGGACAACAAAGCAUGUUUGGCUUUGCUGAAGUCUGAAGGUUGUAAGCAAAGCACAAAGCACUUACAAUUAAAGUUGCAGCAUGCUAGGGAAUGUAUUCAGAAGGGACUCGUAACGGUGUCCUAUAUGCCAGGUAAUGAAAUUCCUGCUGAUGUAUUGUCCAAGAUUGUAUCAAGGGAUCAACACUGUACCUAUGUGCAGAAGUUGGGUUUGUACUGAUAUUGUGCAAACACGCUGCCCAGUGAUGUUCACAGAAAGGGGAGGAUGUUGGUUUCUAUUUCCCUCACUGAGCAGCAACUGCAGUCACAAGACAUUGUUUUGCAUUCCACAGUCAGAGUUACUGUUGGAGUUUCUCACGGGAAAGGGAGACUGGAUGUGACGUACACUGGUUUCCUGUUUUUCACUGUGAUUCUCUCCGAGCUGAGAGAGGAGAGAGGAUGCAUUUUCUGCUCCUGCAGAGGCAAGAUGUCUUUCUGUAAUAUACCAGCUUUGAACUGUAAAUAAAGCAAUAUAGAGUAUGUAACACAUUUUCCUCAUCCUUCCGCUGGGCACGACAGACUCUGCUUUAAAUCAACAUCAUCCACAACUGGACCUAAUGGUCAGGGGUCCCUUUACCUUUACUAGGGCUUGCUUCCGGUAAGGCACCCCCUUUCCCAGAGUCCUUAUGAGUCCUCUUCCCCCACCAACCUUCUUGUCUGGUAGUUGAGAAUCUUCAGAGUAUACUGUUGAAAAGUUAGUGGUAGUCAGACUGGAUGUUUAAGUAUAUGUAACUGCUUUCAUUCCCCCCCCCCAAAAAAAAUAUCACACAUGAGAAUUGCUAAGGGUCUUGCUAGACCACUUCCUUUUGUAGCAAUUGCAAUACACUGUGCUAGAUGCUGUUUGGUUUUAAUUUUAUUUCUAUUGCUUCUUAUAUUUUGUAUCUUGCUGCAUUACCAUUUGAAUUCCAUAGCUUCCCAAGUGUAAUAAGAUAAGUGAGAAGUGGUAAAAUACAACGAAAAACCAGUGCGAAUUAAUGUGAUAGUUGAUGUGCCAUCUCCUGCCUUCAGCCACAAAUCCACAGACUUGUCGUGGACCACCUGAACGAUGCUUGUGGACAACUGGUGGUCCGUGGGCCAGUUUGGCAGCCCUUCCACUAUAUGAUCUCGGUGAAACUUUCAGUAGAUGGACUCAUACAAAUAAAAAUGAACGUGCCUGUUUUGUUUAAAAUAAGGAGGCAAGGCAUAUUGCAUGCCCACAAAUUUUAUAAUGAACAUUUGUCUUCUUAAAAAUCCUUGCUUCUGGAAAUGUUUGUGUGUACACAUGCGAUAGAGAAUAUAUAUAUAUAUCACACUCUGAAAUUAGCAUAGCCCUACUGACACCACCAGCACAACUUGAAGGCUCUGAUUCAUUUUGGCUGCUUUCUCACUUAAUGCAACACUUGCAUCUGUUUUGAUGGGAUGGCUGGUGUCAAUUGCCAGGAAAUGUCUAAAUUUAUAAGUAUUGUUGGGGUCUGGAUGGGCUGGGUAUAGCAUCUGAAGAAUGUUUGGUCUAGUUCAGCUCUCAAAUCCACUCCGAUUUCCCCGAUAGUGACCCAGGGACUAGAGGUGUUUUGCUGCAAAAUCUGACAACUUUCCAUGGGUGGUGUGGCUCGGGAAUAGAGUUGGUGUCUUUAUCUCUCUUUUGGGGUUUUGUAUAUAAAAUGUAGAAAAAAAUUAUCCUAUAAUAAUUUAAAGCUAUUUUGCUGUAUGAGUGGAACUGUGGGUGCCUGUUGUGCCCUAUCUUGAUUUGAAAACUUAAUUAGGAACUCUCCUGCGGCACUUGGGGACCUGUGAUCUUUGUCUCCAUUCUAGAAAAUAUUGAGAGGGGCAUGUUCUUGCAUGUGCCCAGUGAUCUUCCAUCUGGUCCCACUAGAACAGACUUCCUCAACCUGGUGUCUUCCAGUUGUUGCUGGACUCCAACUCCCACCAGCCUCAGCCAGCAUGGCCAAUGGUCAGGAAUGAUGGGAGCUGUUGCCCAACAACAUCGGAGGGCACCAGGUUGUGGAGAAGCUGUUCAAGGUAAGAGGCACAGUACGAAAGUGGGUCAUGUCAGGACAGACACCUGCCAUUUCCCUUGAGCUUCUAAUGGUAUUGGGUUGCUCUUGAUUGCAUCUAUUCAGUUUUAAAGCUACAAUAGUGUGUGUGUGUGUGUGUGUGUGUGUGUGUUUAUUUUUAUUAUAAGAGAUAAAAAGGAAACACACACACACACAAAGUAACAGUGCCAAAAGGAAACAGUGGAGACAUCAAAAUGAACUUUUAGGUAGCCGGGGAAACAAAGCCAGAUGGACGGGGUAUUAAUAUAAUAUAAUAUGAUGAUAAUGUUGUCCUCAGGACACUGGGACACGAUCGAAUAACACUAAAAAUUGCAGACAAAAUAAAUGCUUAAUAAAGGAUAAAUGAUAAAAAAGACUUUACAUAAUUAUAGGGGUGGGAAAAAAUUAAAUAUUACAGAACAGCCGUGUACAAGGCUUCUUCCGUCUCCAGAUUUACGAUGUCCCCUGAUGCUCUAGAGACAAGUGUAAAACUUACAGAAUCCAUGUAUUCUGUAUGAACAGGUGCCUUUCUAAUCUCACAUUAUCAUAGUGGAGAGUCCAGUAGUUAAUAAAACAAUUCCAUCUCUCUACUAGCUUGUCUGCUCCUUCGUCCUUCCCUCCUCCUUACCAGGUCUGUCAGUUUAUCCAUAAGGCCAGUGUGAUACAUUUUGUUAACAUUCUGUUGUUGUUAUGGUAUUCUGUUGUUAAUCUUCCUGCUUUGCUUAGCUGCCUUGGGGCAUCUGCAAGAAGGUGGGGUGUAAAUUUCAAAUUUAGAUGAAAGAACGCGUUGCUUGAGAUUCAAAGGUGAGUCGUGCAUCCGGGGCCGCUCUUAUAAAUGCCUUCCAAGUCUUGUCUCUCACUUUUGUUUUGAUUUCUUCUCUCUCUCCAGAUGCGCUGGCUCCCUCCCUCAGAGGCUACUUCUCAGGGCUGGAAGUCCCGUCAGUUCUGCUGAAUACUGUGUAAGUGGAUGAGAAAGACCUUGUGAAAAUGCUCCAGAUUAGCACAAGAGGGAGCCCGAGCGCUGUGUUGUUUUUGUUUUCUUCACUUCCUCUGUCUCAUAUGGAUUGGUGGGAGGCUUGUGGCUACUUUCAUUCUCUGCUUGUCAUGCAGUCUUGGGCCUGAAAUUGGUCCUUCUGUACUGGUUGCAGGUAGUCUCUCUCCGUGUCGCCACCCCCCUACUCCCUGCAAUCCCCUUUCUGAGAAUAAAUAUUCAACUUUUUUAGAACAAAAGGGAGCUGGUUCAUGCUGUUGACCAAACUCUUUCAUCGUUUUCUGUACCCCCUUCUCCCACAAACACAUUUAAAAGAGUAUAGGAUGUCAGUCAGCCCAAGGCCUGGUUGAAGACGAACAUUUUUGCCUGGCUCCUAAAGGUGUAUAAUGAAGGUGCCAGCCGAACCUCCCUGGGGAGAGCAUUCUGCAGGGAGCCACUGCAGAGAAGGCCCCGUUCUUGUGUCGCCACCCUCCAGACCACUCGAGGAAGAGGCACACGAAGAAGGGCCUCAGAAUAUGAUAUCAGGGGCUGGAUAAGUUCACAUGGAGAGAGGCGGUCCUUGACGUAUUGUGGUCCUGAGCCAUUUAAGGUGUUCUACAUCAAAUCCAACGCUUUGAAUCGAUGUUCCCCUUGCCUUGGGUGGCAGCGAUUAGUGUCUGCAUAAUCACACAUCACCCACCUCUACCAUUUCUUUCCGGGGCAUAAAUAAUACCCUAAGUGUAGAUGAAGAAGCAUUUGGAUUUGAUACCCCGUUUUAUCACUACCCUAAGGAGUCUCAAAGCAGCUAACAUUCUCCUUUCCCUUCCUCCCCCACAACAAACACUCUGUGAGGUGAGUGGGGCUGAGAGACUUCAGAGAAGUGUGACUAGCCCAAGGUCACCCAGCAGCUGCAUCUGGAGGAGCGCGGAAGCAAACCCGGUUCACCAGAUUACGAGACUACCGCUCUUAACCACUACACCACACUGGCUGAAUUUAUUUGUCUCUUUCCUCCUGUGAUAUGUGGGAGGGAUCCUCAAGAGUCUGGGAGUGACCCCAGAGUCUGAUUGGAUAGCUGAUUGAGCAGUAAAAAUACACUGCAUGGGGUUUGUGUCCAAAACAGAAAAAACUCCUUUGACCCUCUGAAGGUAAAAGCAACCAACAUGCAGCCUCUCUGUCUCCUCCUGCUUUUCUGUAAAGCAGCAGAGAGCAAUAGACCAAUAAUCUUCCCUCCCUGUUUUUCGUCCCAUUUCAGCCAAAGAAAACAAAUCUGCUGUUCUUAAAAAUUAAUGAAAACUUCACUGGCCGCACAUCAAAGUUGGAGAGCUGUAAAUCAGUGGGGUUAUUAAAGGACAUGAGUUUUGAGGGUGAAAGAUGCAUGCGGAGCUGCAUGCUGCAAAUAGGUUGGGAUGACUUAAAAACUAAACCAGCAAGGACAGAAAGUAGUGAGGCUGAACUGAUGGGAGAGAACUGCAAAACUUGUUCCCUUACAGAAUGCUGGUUCCAGAACCUCAGGAAGCACUUCAUACCCCAAAGUUCUGAUUGCUCUAGAACAGUGUUCUUCAAACCUUCUAUUGGCAGAGAACACUGUCCAUAUCAGCUGGGUCUCGCUGUGUGUUGCAGAGAACUCUGGGGCAUGUCCUAAGUACACCGUCCAUUCAGCCAGAGUACUAGCUGUAUACCUAUUGGGCUUCAUUGUCACACAUUCUCGGCAGAAUAUACAUGAGAUCUCUCCCAACACACUCAUUAUCUGUUCAUUCAAGGGAAUAUGAGCAGCGAAGGGCACAUACACCUUGUUGUUGUUGUUGUUUAGUCGUUCAGUCGUGUCCGACUCUUCGUGACCCCAUGGACCAGAGCACUCCAGGCACUCCUGUCUUCCACUGCCUCCCGCAGUUUGGUCAAACUCAUGCUGGUAGCUUCGAGAACACUGUCCAACCAUCUCGUCCUCUGCUGUCCCCUUCUCCUUGUGCCCUCCAUCUUUCCCAGCAUCAGGGUCUUUUCCAGGGAGUCUUCUCUUCUCAUGAGGUGGCCAAAGUAUUGGAGCCUCAGCUUCACGAUCUGUCCUUCCAGUGAGCACUCAGGGCUGAUUUCCUUAAGAAUGGAUUGGUUUGAUCUUCUUGCAGUCCAUGGGACUCUCAAGAGUCUCCUCCAGCACCAUAAUUCAAAAGCAUCCAUUCUUCGGCGAUCAGCCUUCUUUAUGGUCCAGCUCUCACUUCCAUACAUCACUACUGGGAAAACCAUAGCUUUUACUAUACGGACCUUAGGGCAAGCAGUAUGUGAUGCCAAUAAAGGUUUGAUUAUGAUGGCAAGCAGUGUUCAGUGAAACUCAACUCAUAUUCUGAUUUAUUAGCUCAAGAAAUACAUACCCAACUGCCACCCCAGAAAGUUUUGAAAUUGUUCAGCAUCACAGGACAAUAGGUGCCUGCUUUAACAUAGAUACCAACUAUUGCACUGUGAUGCUGAAUAAUUUCAAAAUUUCGUCUCAUAUCUGCACUCACAAAUCCAUUUAAUCUUCUGACAUCUGAAAACCCAAACCUCAUUGUGUCUGGUUAGCAGUACAAUGUGCUGCUGUUUUCCUUUAAGAAUAAACUCAGCAAAUGGCCUUUCCCUAAUAUAGUGAUUUUAUCUUCCAAAGCCCAAAUUUAUCUAGGAUUAUUGGAUUGUUGGUGGUUGUUUUUUUCCCCCUAGAGAGAGGGAGCCAAUGAGUUGUUUUCAUACCAGCGUAUCAGAGUGAGCAAGAGAUGCAUGCAAAAAUGAGGCUUGAGGCCUUGUGGAUUGUUCUCCUCCUUCCAGAUGCACGCACAGCCAUAUUUGGGAACAGUUCCCUCAGCUGCAAGCUGGCUGCUGCAAUAGGAAAACCUCAGUGAAGAAAGAAAGAAAGAGUUCACCUCCGAUGAUUUUGCAUGUUACAUGAACAAUAAGAGAAGACAAAAGGCUUCUAUUUUAAGAAGUGCUGAGACUGAUGUAACAAGUCAAGCACCUGCCUCUCUAAGCAUUAUUAACAUGUUUCAACAUGUAUACAUGAUGCACUGGCCAUAAGAAUUUGCUCCCUUGCAUGUAGCAUUAGUAAACUAGAGACGCAGGUGUCCUCAGCGGCUAUGAGUGUCUUUUACCAGCUUCACCUGGUAAGGCAGAUGCAGCCGUUCCUGGAGGACAGCUGGACCACAGUUGUCUGUUAUUGGAAACCUCAAAGUUGGAUUACUACAGUGCUCUUGGGGGGCGGGAGGCUACCCUUGAGGCUGCAGUUUCAGCUAGGCUGCUUAUGGGAGCAAACCUACUCCCAGCUGCCAAUCCUGCUACUGAACCAAGUUCAAGAUUGAGACUACCUUUUCUCUUACAUACCAAGUAGGUCACUGUGUUCCGCAGGGGAGUUUUUCCUCAAAGUCCCCCAAAUAUCAGAAACUUUCUGCACAGUAACUGAAAGGAAGGCUUUCAGUGGGGCUGCCCUUGUUUUGUGACAGGAGCACACUUAACCUGUACUUUACAGAAACAGUAGAAGACUUUGUUUUGUUUUGACAAACUUACCCAUUUGGAUGAAAAGGUCUUUGCUUUAGAUUUAAAAACUAUGCAAAAUGAACAUCUGCCUUUAGCUGUUGUUUCUGUACUGUUGUUCAAACGAUUUUUAGCUGUGUUUUACGGCAUGUUCGUAAAUUGCCUUUAGACAAAUGCAAAAGGAGACUGGCAAAUAAAUAAAUCACCAUAACCUCACCCAAAAGGCAUUCAGUGGAAAGAGUAGCCAUUGAGCGGCCUAUCCUUUGGUUUAUUUAUUGGCUAUACUAGCCAAAUAUAAUGACCGUCCCUUGAUGUGCAGAGGUAGACUUCCAGAAUCCAGAUACUGAGGGAAGAAAGGAGGAAUAGCCAUGGUGUGUUGCUUGUGACCUUCUCAGAAGUAUCGAGAUACCCUUUUUAUUUAAAACAAUGUUUUGGGUGUUGGAGCUGGGAUGCUGGUCAGAUUGGGUGAAGGGAGGCUUCUCAUGUGCUUUGAAAAACAGGUCAAACUUCAGCAAAACUGGGGCACUUUAAAGAAAACAUAGUUAAUAAAGCUACUGUGCAACUGGGAACACCAGAUGGAGGAAGGAUUUGAUGGGAGUUCAGCUUAGUUGUGGCUUUGGCUGCAUAGGAGCAUUCUAACCCUGUCCCUAAGAUGGACUGUUGUUAUUGUGUCAUUUGCAAAAGUGGGGCUUUUCAAGCUAGAAAACAAUUGAACACUGCUGAGGUUGUCAUAGAAAAGAAAAAGAUGAGGAAAAAGAAGCAAAGGGACAAAUGUGGUAUUGUUGGUGUACAGUCAGCAUUGUUUGAAAGUCGCUGUCAAGAGUAAAGGCUCAGUAGGUUUUCACCCUGAAAUUAUAAUUCCUCAUGCACAUAGCACAGUGGAUCCAGGGCAAACCGCUGCUUAUAUUCUUGAUGUCUAAUUAGUUCGGCUACAGCUGUUGUGGUUUAGCAGAUUUGUAUGUUGCGGUUGUGCUGAGAACUCUCUCCAAUCUCCAACACUAUUAUAAAUGGAUUUUCCUAGAUAGAGGCAAUCUUCAGAUUUCACUAUUAAACACAGAAGCUAAGGUGUCCCAAUCUCUGUCAUUUGUCCAGUCAGGGUACUCACUGGGAAAGAAGGCCCUAUGUAUUUUAUAUAUCCAAGGGCCUAUGCAGUGCUGUUUUUCUAGAAAAAGAGCUGCUGGAACUCACUCAUUCUCUUAGAAUGGCAAUGGUGCCCAUCUGAGAGGUGCCAGAACUGAUUUCUGGUGAGUUCCCCCUGAAAAAAAAAAGCCCUGGCUAUCUAUUGUGUAUUUUUCUUUAUUGUAAAUUGCUUGGAGAGCUUUGGGUGACAAGCAGCUAUUAAGUUUAAUAAAUAAACAAACAAACAAUCCUAUAAUGUACCAACUUUUUUCAAUAAGGAGAUAUUCAUAUUAAGAAUCUUUGUAUCCAUUAUGGGGAAUAAUACCAACUGUCCCACAGAUGAAUACAAUGCUAAAGUUUUAAGAUGAUGAUUGUGGCAGUAUUUCUGGUAACAUAACUCUUUGUGUGUUGUGCAUCUACUCUCUUGCAAUUUGAAGACAUGAUUUCAUAUCUCCCUUUAACAUCUUUAGAGAUGGUCCUCGUCAUAUUACCCAUUUCAUUCUACAGAAGCAUGAAUGUUUCUGACAGCGCAUGUACCUUUCUGUUGUGCAGGUACCAGGUGUGUGAUGGCGGCUACAAUCUGUCUUGUGGGUAUUAAUGCGUUCUUCCUAAGUCGCUACUGGUAUCUUACCUCCAUCUUCAAAUUUGCAGUGUGGUGGGUAAGUGAAGACCUGGUUGUGAAAAUAUGCUUUAAUUUGAUGGGCCAAACAGUUUAAGCAGCGCAGCCAAAAGCCUUAGACCCUCCAUUUUCAUCUUGGAUCAUCUUGACUUUGAGCCAAGAGACUCUGCUGAAUAAAUGCUGUUUAUAUGCAUCUUCCCUGGCAUAUAACCAAGCUGGCAGUGCUAGCUGGAAAUAACCUUGCACUGAAAAGCCACCAGUUGGCUGCUGCUGUGGGCGAUCAGUAUAUAGCAGGGGUUGGCACCUAAGGCCCAUGAGCCACAAGCGGCUCAUGGGGGUCGUUUAACUGGUCCAUGGACCCCCGCUGCCUGCUCGGUUGGCUCCCAUGCGCUGCACUAAACCAGCAUGGAGCAGAGUGGAGACUGCCUUCUGCAACGCUGGCCCGCUUCCCAUUGGCUGCAGGGAGCUCCAGGGCAGAAAGCCCAGCCAGCAGCCAAACGAAGCCUCAAGCAGUGGUUCCCACAGCGCAGCAACCUGGCAAAGGGGAUGCAGCAAGGAAAACCAUCGUCACCUCUCCACUGGGAAGUGCUGAGCAAAGACAAGUCCCCAGGCAACGCGGCUGAUUUGAUUGGCACAAGGCAUGCAAGCUCCACCCCCCCAGUCGUUCUUAGACUCCUUAUUGGAUGAGCAACGCAGCCAAGCAACACAGUUGGAGCCUCCCUCCUCCCUGGCCGGCAGGGAGGGAGGGAGAGGAGCUGCUUCCUUUGAAACCCGGGAAAUUUAAGGGACAUCAUCAAUAAGGGACAGCAGUGGGACACAGUGCUGGGGUAAGGGACUUUCCGCCAAAUAAGGGACGGUUGACAGCUAUGCCGUAGCGUCUGCGGGACCGUGAACCGGCCCAAGCCACAAAAACUUUGCCGACCCCUGAUAUAUAGCAUAGCUUCAGAAGGCAAAGCUUUUGUUCAUACAAGAGCUCUGUUUUGCGUUUGGCCGCACUGAAGCUUUCUUUGAGAUAGCAGCUUGCUAAUUCAAUUGGCUUGAGCUCAGCAGUAACACUUGGUGUUGCUUUUCCUUUUGGAAUCAGUCAGAAGCAUGCCUCUCUCACUGCCAAGGAGUGAGAAAUGCAUACACAGGAAGAGGCACCCCCAGAGCCCAUGCAUACAGUGAAAUCAGUGUGCAAAUCCAAACAGAGGGUCCUGCGACACAAGAAAGUUAAAGAAUUCCUGUACAUAAUUUAAUCCACCCUCACCUUCUUUCUAUUCUGUUUUGCCCUGUGUUCACACAUUAUUCUUUGAGUGCUAAAGGUUCUGUUCUGCUCUUAAGAGAAGGUCUUGAGCAGAACUGUCAAUUUCUCCACUAGCAGAUUCCAUAGAGGGGAGGGGUAUCCUACUUGUCAGCACUGCAUCUCUUUCAGCAAGCUGCUCCCUAUGUUCUUACUGAGGGGCCCUGUGCCUUGUGCCUGAAACCCCCUGGCCUAGAGGCCUAGGUGUCCAUAUGUACGUGAGCACCCACAGACUCUUCCACUUUCUCAUCGUUCCAAGAUUGUGAUUGCCUUUUUCUAACUGAUGCAUCUUGCCUUUCUUACAGGCUUGAAAAAACCUCACACAAGGAUGGAUUCCUUCAAGACUUUGCCACAGCCUCUAUCACACAUCUGCUCUUUCAGAAGUAA
Messenger RNA from Podarcis lilfordi (Lilford's wall lizard), 80391 nucleotides. Lineage: Eukaryota; Metazoa; Chordata; Lepidosauria; Squamata; Lacertidae. The record is from the annotation of a GenBank genome assembly.